GGAUGAAAUGGAGGGAGGGGGAGAGAGAGCAGGGAGAUGGCAGUUGUGGCAGUUGAUGGCAGUUGGUCUGGGGGUGAAAUCCCAGCAGAGCUCAUAGGUCUUGUAGGGUUUUGGAGCAAGGAAAGGUAUAUACAGCAGCAGCAGCAGCAGCAGCAGCAGCAGCAAGAUGUCGGAAAGUAAGUCCAUAAGGAAAGGUUUUUAAAUGAUGUAAAUGGAAGGGAAUGAGCAAUGGAGCACAGCAUUAGAUGAAGAAAGGUGGGUGACAUUGUAGCACAGAGGAAGAAAACAGGGCGCUGGCAGUUUCAAAGCCAUAGAUAAGGCGCCUGCGUUUGGGGAGAAGCAAUUGCUCGGUGUUAGAAAGGAAACCAGAAAUUCAGGUAAAGGAAAGGUAUGGAUGCAAGUGGCAGAACAGAAAAUUCGUGAAGGGGGAAAUGAAGGCAAUCGUGGAACAAUUAGGUAUUAUACGAAGUAUGAACUUGUGUAUGUGUGUGCAAAAAAUAAAAAGGGUUUUGUAUACAACUCCACUCUAACAUAUAAAGACAGUGUUGUAUAGUGGUGAGAGGGUCAGACUAGAACCUGGGAAACCGGGUUCGAAUCAGCAGUCAGCCAUGAAGCUCACUGGGGUGACUUUGGGCCAGUUCGCUGCCCGUCCGCCUAACCUACUUUACAGGAUAUUAAGGCAAACCCAGUGGGAAUGAAGAAGACCAAAACCAAAACAGGUUUAGUUUAAGUUCAGUUACUGGCUGCUAAUAAUAGUCCAAUAAGAUAUUUCUGUGGCCCUCCCAGAGAUUUCUAAUACAGAUCAAAGUGAUAUUUGAGAGCAGAUUGUCAAAACUACCCCCAGAAUCAAAAUAAUAACAAUGGUGAAUAAUUUCAGUUUAUUACCUGCCUUUUACCAUAAUAGGGACGCGGGUGGCGCUGUGGGUAAAAGCCUCAGCGCCUAGGACUUGCCGAUCGAAAGGUCGGCGGUUCGAAUCCCCGCGGCGGGGUGCGCUCCCGUCGCUCGGUCCCAGCGCCUGCCAACCUAGCAGUUCGAAAGCACCCCCGGGUGCAAGUAGAUAAAUAGGGACCGCUUACUAGCGGGAAGGUAAACGGCGUUCCGUGUCCUGUGCUGGCUCGCCAGAGCAGCUUCGUCACGCUGGCCACGUGACCCGGAAGUGUCUGCGGACAGCGCUGGCUCCCGGCCUCUAGAGUGAGAUGAGCGCACAACCCUAGAGUCUGUCAAGACUGGCCCGUACGGGCAGGGGUACCUUUACCUUUACCUUUACUUUUACCAUAAGGCCCCGUGGCGCUCUACAGUAAUUUAAAAUACAAUAUUAAAAGCAGUUUAUAACACUAGCUAACUGUAUGGAGGUUAGCAGACCUGUUGCCAGUUUAGUAACUGUAAGACAAUGCUUUUCUCAGUUGUUUAGUAUAGCAGCUCUCUUUCCUAUCUAUGUACACCUAAAAAGGAGAUGCCUAAUUUUGGCCCUAUAAGGGAUUUAAAAUCGUGCUUCCACUUCAUGAGUUCAUGAGUUUUUCCUUUGCUAACUUCCGAAGAAAGGAUAUACAGUAAUAGCAAACUGACCAUAAUAAUUUACUUUAGUGAAAGAAGAUUUAAUUUGAUGGUAGAUCUGAUUAUACUACAGUGUAACUGAAGCUCAAAAACAUACAAGUACAUUUGCUAUCAUGAUAGGGGAGAGGCAUGGAAGGGAAGGGGUGAAGGACAUUGCAUGCAUUUCCCUUCAUGCUCCCUGGGGUCAAUGUCCAUCCUACACUUACUAACUUAUUCUAGGGACUUUUUGGCAGGGGGCUGAAAUCUGAAGAAUCACAACUCUAGCAACUCACAUGAAGAAUUUUUUUGGAAGAAAGGUACCCUCAAAUUUAUCCAAAACAUAAAUAUGGGCCAAGCAGGAACAAUGUCAGUACAGGUACCAGAAAACAGGGAGAGUUACCUGGCAAAGGGAUGAUACAGAUCAUAGACUCCAAUCUAGUUAGUCUGGACGAAUCUCUAAUACUUAAUUGGGCUAUCACGCAAGACAGGGAGUGGAGAGAAGGUUUGCAGGCUCGAGUAAAACAUAUUUAUUCUGAAGUAAGCCCCAUAGAGUUCAGUAGCAUAUACCCACAGAAAGCACUGCAGCUCAUUUUCCUCUGCCUGUCCUAAACUCAUUGAAAUAACUUGGUUUAUGUGUGUCUCAUAGCCACAUAUUUGGAAAUAAUUCCUGUUAAAUACAUUGCGGCUUAUUUCUAAAUAAACAUGCAUAGGACAGGGCUAUGAGUGUGUUUAUCUGCUUGCACCGAUAAUUUGAUUUAAUUAAUAUAAUUAAAUCCUUCUCACUUUUUAGGAGAAAACUUUGGUGUAAACAAAAAUCAACAUAAAUGCUUUUCUUUAAAGUGGUAGGCAUACUCUCCUUACAGAUCAUCAAUACAAAAGACAUUAAAAAGAUGCAUUGGGAUUGUUAAACAAAAUAUCAUAAAAGAGUAGCAACAUAAAUGCAUUAUAGGGAACAAAAUCUUUCCCAAACUUGGUUACUGCAUGUGAGUGGGUUGCACAGAUAGCUGCAUUUCACACUUUUUUGUGUGCAUGAUCCAGGUAGGAUUUAACUAGAUUAGCUAACGAAAAUCCUAUUAUGCACCAACCAUAUAAAAGCUGCUCUUAGAGCCUCUGCCACAGUCAGACGGUUCAGAUUGGCAAUAAAUGUAGGGUUGUAAUGGUUUCAGCAAGCUGCUUUAACUGUUCCUUUAACCUAUGUAAGACAGAUUUGUGGAUGGUGUGAGGUACAGUUAACCCUGGAGCUGGUGGAUCUGGGUGACAUAGGAUUCCUUCUGAAGGCUGAGGUCCACAAUCUUGGGGACAUGGUAGACCCUUCAUUUGUUCUGGAAACUCAGGUAGCAGUCAGAUCUAUGAAUCUGAAGUUGGUUUGCCAGCUGUAACCAAUCCAAGAAAAGGCUGGCCUAACUAUAUGACGCACUUCCUGGCAAUCUCUGGGCUGCACUACUGUAAUAUGUGGGGAAUUGUCACUGAAGAUUGCUCUGAAACUUCAGAUACUUCCAAAUGCAUUAGCCUCUGUUUUAGUGGGAAUGACUUGCUAGUAAGAGCUGUGCAAUGGUUCCCAAUUUGUUUCCGAGCAGAAUUCAAAGAACUGAUUGUAACCUUUGACACUGUAAAUGGCACUGUAUUGGUCCAGAAUGUCCUGUACUGUGGGAAACUGCUCUCUGUGUUACCUUUCUUGGAGGCAAGACUAAUGAUAACAAGAAAGCAGGGCAUUUUGGGUAAUGGAACUUCCUCCCCAAAGAGACCCAGAAAACCAGAUUGGUUUUCAUUUUCAAAGCUUUGGGUUGUUGCUGUUUCACUUAAGAGUGCUUCCUUGGGCCUUUUUGGAGGUGACACCUGCCGACCAGCUAGGAUACAUCUUGUUAACGUGCUCUGCUGUUGCUGACUAUAGAUACAAAAGAGGUUGCUUAUGGGGGCAUUUAAACUGAACUUUACAAGUGAUCAUGUCUACCUUUGCGUUCCCUUGGCAACAUUUUCCCCCAGCCCUUUUCAACCUAUUUAUUUAUUUGGAAUACUUGUUUUCCAUUUUACAGACCCAAGCAGCUCUCAGAAAGGGCAUACAAAAGAUGUUUGCAAUAAAAAUCACAUUCAAAUCCGGCAUAUGGAACAGAACCAAAGUUCAUGAAGGAAGCCUAUGCCACAAAACCUUUGUUAGUCCACAGUGGGAGGCAGUAAUGCUUCUGAAUGCCAGUUGCUGAGAUCCAGCACUGAGGGCCUUCUGUCGGUUCCCUGACUGCGAGAAGUGAGGUUACAGGGAACCAGGCAGAGGCCCUUCUCGGUAGUGGUGCCCACCCUGUGAAACACCUUCCCGUCAGAUGUCAAAGAAAUAAACAACUAUCAGACUUUUAGAAGACAUCUGAAGACAGCCCAGUUUAGGGAAGCUUUUAAUGCUGGAUGAAUCAUUGUAUUUCAAUACUCUGCUGAAAGCCGCCCAGAGUGGCUGGGGAAACACAGUUAUUAUUAUAAAUAAUAAUAACAAUUGCUACAAACCCCAGGAAGGGAGAGUGCUCUUGGGCUUGGGAUUCUCCUCGCUGGUUUCCCAUAGGCAUCUAGCUGGCCACUGUGAGACCAGGAUGCUGGGAUUAGAUCAGGGCCGGAUUUAGGUUUGAUGAGGCCCUAAGCUACUGAAGGUACAGUCAUACCUCAUGUUACGUUUGUUUCAGGUUGAGUCCCGCAGCGACCCAGAAGUACUGGAAAGGGUUACUUUUGGGUUUUGCCGCUCGCACAUGUGCAGAAGCGGCAAGUCGCGACCCAUGCAUGCGCAGGCAUGGGUUGCGUUCUGCUCAUGUUGUCAACAACAAAUUGUCUGUUUUUUGGUGUUGAAUAUAUGCUAUAUGGUAAUUUACAGACCUAAUAGGAAUCAAAAGCCAUUUGCACAUGUUGCCAUGCAACCAGGCCAUGCAGAAUGUAGGCACCCUGUAUAUAGAAAUGAGCAAACCAGUGAUAUUUUAAGGAGCAGGCUAGCAGAUGGGGCCCAUUAUUUACAUCAUAGGAGCCUACACAACACAAAACACUGUUGCUGUAUGUAGGUUUUAUUUCAUUUGUUUUUUAUCUUAUAUUUUGGAAAUGUACAUCCAGUUUUUUCCCUUUAAUUUUUUCGGGGUUCCCCAAGAGAGUGGGGCCCUAAGCUAUAGCUUGUUUAGCUUAUACGUAAAUCUGGCACACUAGACUCCCCCCCCCAACCCCUCUUCUUCCCUCCUCUCUGCUCUCCACGCGUUAUCCUCCCUUCCACUCCACCUAAGCAUCUUUACACCUCCGAGCCCAACGUCACUCGCAACCCGACGCAAGAUCUACCUCCAGCCCCUGCCUGCGCGUCGCCAUUGGCUCUUUCUUCCUGCCCGUCAAAGUGCCGACAAGCGGCUUUCUCCGGGGAGGAGGCGGGGCUGCUGCUGCUUGGCGUAGAGCUGUCACAGGAGGGAGAGAGGGGAAGGAAGAGUCUAUAUCGUGUCGCCACUGCAGGAGGGGGGGACUCCUGCUUUGCGCCGCCCGGUUUGCACGCACAGCAUCUCUCUCUGCCGGGUUUCAUCGUUUCUCUUUCUCUUCCCCCCCUCCCUCCUCCCCGUGAUCUAGGAAGCAGCCAGGUCUAUUAUUCGUUCAAAAUCCAAACUUUGCGCGUGGAGUCCGUGCACAGCCCUCCUCCGGCCGAGGGUGCCGUCCAGCAGCAGCAGCACUCCGAGGCGCCGCGCUCCGCCUCGCCGAGGGAAGCAGCCGUCGCUUCGCCCAAGGAAGGAGCGAGACCCAAGGAAGGAGCGCCCCGCAAGGAAGCUCCUUCACCCACCGAAGGAGCCAGACCCAAGGAAGCCGCUUCGCCCAGGGAGGCUCGUUCCCCCAACGAAGGAGCCAGACCCAAGGAAGGCGCGCCAGUAAAGCAGGGCUCGGCGCCUGCGCUCCAGCAGCUCCUUUCCCCCGGCGACAGGGACAAAGCCGCCCGGGAUCCUGCCCCGAAAGUCUUCAUCCCUUCCACCAACAGCAUGCCGGACAAGAAGUUCUUCGAGAAUCUCUCCGGAAAAGGGAAAGCCAUCGGGGUGUUGACCAGCGGAGGCGAUGCGCAAGGUAAGACAGUUACUCAGGAUUUUAUUUUUGUUGUUGGGGGGAUUGGGUAAUGCUAUGCGCACUCCCCAACCCCACCGAAGGGGGGAGCUCAUUGCCAGAUGCCUCUAGGGGGGUGGUUUGAGGAGCAGGGAACGACCUGAAAGGGGACUGGACGUGGUUUCCGUGCAGGGAGGGUUCAGCUGCGCACGCAUGGCUCCGGGAAGGAAGCUGGAAGCGUUACAGGUGGAAAGGGAGGGGUCCCUAAGAAGGCAUAGGGUAGUGGACGUGAGACGGCUGGGCCAGAAAGCAGUGGGGAUUCAUAUAUGCAGGAGCAGGGGGGGAAAGGGUUGGUGGGGGGUGCUGACAGGUGAAGAUUGCAGGAAUAAACAUAGGUGGUGGAGGGAUAAAGUAAAAGAGGGUACGCGCAGCGUAGCUAAGAUUAUUAUGUUUUAUAUUUUUCUGCUGGUGGUAAAGUAGCUAAGAACUGAGCUCCAGUUUAACAGGAGAAAAACCCAAACCUUUUUGCAAAGGUUGAGUUAAAAAUGUUCUUAGAGUGAGAGUGAAACAGACUCGGAGGAAAAAAUUGCUUCUGACAUUCCUCCUCCCUCUCCCAUCACAUUCCCAAGCGUGUGACCUUCCUCUUAAAGGACCAAGCACCGCCAGGCUCUCUGGGAACUCGGUUAUCAUUCAGAUGAGGAUGCCUUUCACCUCUCUGGCAGGAGAGGGAAGACCAGAGGAGGGGGAAAGGCCGAGGGAGGCCUUUGUUGUAUGGGCUGGUUUUGGAAGUGAUGGGGCUGCCUGCCACAAGAGUGAAGAGGAAACCCACUGGGUGGUAUUCAACUAACUUACUCAUUUCAGAGCUGUUGAAACUAAGGGACCUAACUUAGUCAUGUUCACUGAUUUCACUGGGUCUGCUUAGUCAAAUACCACCAUCUGUGGUAUUUGGUUCUGCCAGACCUCAUAUCCUCAGGCUUUCCCUUCACUUUAUAUAACACAUAAUUGAUCCGGAAUAGACAAAGGGCUCUCCAAGACAGCCUUAUAUGGCUAAAAACAACAAGCCACUUACUGGAAAUAGUAGUGUGACUUGUGUGUUUGGCCAAAGAGGAAAUCGGUUUUUAAUUCUUAAGAAUUUAACAGGCUGCUGGAUGAGGCCCAUCUAGUCCAGCAUCCUGUUCUCACAGAUGCUUGUGGAAUACCAGCAAGCAGCACCUGAGACCCCUCCCUUCCUGCGGUUUCCAGCAACGAACGCGUUAAUUCUGGACAGUUAAUUCUGGAUUUACUUCCUUCUGCAUUCAUACAAUUUGAAUCAUGCACUGAGCCUUCAGAGGGCGAAGACAGUGGCGGUUAAGUGAACUUGACCAUGUACCCUAAGAGGAAGAAAUGGCGAUGGCGCGGUGGUAAACGUGCAUGGGAAUCACGCACGUGUCUAACGAGGGCCAGGAUAUCACCCUGCGUCUCAUUCAUAACUUCCCCCAACAGUUGCAACCGGUGACUAAUAGGGCUGCAUGGGAUUUCCAGGGGGUGGUAGAAUCGCGUUGCAAGACGCCUGGCUCCUCCUUGGGCGGCAGCCAACUGGGGUUUGUUCUUCGCCUGCUCCUGUUGGCAUCUGUCUGUCUCGGGAGGCAGUGGAAGAUUAACACCUCUGGAAUUUGCAACACGAUCAAGAGCCACAAUUUCCGUUAAGGGCUGAACCGGCUCAAGAUCACUGAGUCGGUUGUUUCCGUUGAGAUUCCUGCAUUGUAGGGGGUUGGACUAGAUGAGACUGCCCUGUGCAGCGGGUCUACUCAGAAGUAAAGCCCACCGACUUCAUUGCAGGUUUCUAACCGGAGCUUGGAUAGGCAUCUGUCAGGCAUGCUUUAGCUGUAAUUCGUGCCUUGCAACGGGGUUAGACUGGAUGAGCCUUUGGGGUCCCUUCCAAGUCCACGAUUCUGUGAUUCGAUUAUUCUAUGACUCCGCUUGCAGCUCGCGGCCCCCGCGUGCCCUUCUUCCCGGUAUCCUCGGAGGCAGGGCUCUUCUGGCCGGCGCAGGCUCCGCCUCCAGUGUGUACGUGAUCCUUUGCGAGUCGCUGCGGAUUGUGCCUCGGUACGUCACGCUCGCAUGUUGGAAGCAUCGGCGGCACAUCUUCUCCCCGUCUGCCUUGCUCCACCGGGAACGUUGCCCAUCCAUCAGUUAGUGGCUGGACCAGGGCUUGCUUUGAGACCGGGAGCUAAAGCCUGCGGGUUCUCCUUGAGUACACGCGAAGGAAAACCGUUCUCCUGAGAGUGUGCAGAGGGCAGUCGCCUCGCCAGUGCUGUGAAGCUAGCUUUCCAAGCGGAAGGUUCUUAAGUGGUAUUAUUAAGUUGCACAGAAGCAAUUUCACUGAAGUACUUGGCGUCAAAUAAUAUUAUUACCCCUCCCUCCUCCACGCGUUCUCUCUGCUUACUUAAGCUUUCAUCAUGUCAUGCUGGCGAAAGAACGUGACCAGGUAGCAACCCGAGUAAUCCACACUCAAGUGCUGCCUCUGGGAAGUAGGAGGAGGGCAAAUCCUAGUUUUUCCAAGGAAAUAAACUGCAUCAUUCGGAGGGCGAGCCCUGGCACACAUUCCAGCGUGACUGGGGCUUAUAUAAUAAAGGCAACAGCGGCGGGGCGGGGGUGAGAGAGACGGAGAGGAAAAAUACAUUUUUGCCACAAGGCAGUCCAUUGCUACAUUUAAACCUUCUCCUGAAAUUGUCUCUCGAUUUGGUUACCUAAAUGGCCCCUUGACAACUGUAGCAUGUGAACAGCCAAGAGGGAAGAAGAAAAGUUUGCAUUGCAAAGGCUGUGGGCAUCAGCCAAACCCUUUUGUUUUCUUCCAGGAUCGGAAGAGCAGGGGCUGAAUCCAGCCUAAAGACUUGGAAUGAUUAUUUUUUCUGGAGGGAGAUUAAAGGGACCCCUCUGGAAAAAGUAGGUGUGUGUUUUGUUUUGUUUUGUGUGUGUGUGUGUGUGUUUCUGUUUUAUUAACCUGCCAGGGAAACAGAAACACAGGCAGAGUUCUGUAUCCACAUCCGGGAAGGAGAGAGUAAGCAUGCACUGGUUGCCUUUGAGUCAUAAUCUUUCAAGGUCAUUGAGACAAGGUGGAGCAAGUGCAACUUUCUGACUAAAAGUUGCAACGUUGGAGGUUACAGAGGAAAGCUUAUGCAAAUCAGCUCUUUAGAUCCACUAGCUUUUCCUUGUUUGCUGGUUCUUCAGUGCCCAAACUUUUUCUUUCAACAGGCUUUAUAGUCAGAGAUAUCUCAUUUGUACCCAUCAUUAAUCGGAACUGGAAAUUUGAAACAGAAUGCACAUUCUUGCUCUGAAAGUCAACCACUGAUUUAAGCGUCACAUGUGCACAUUUCUGUUAUAUCAAGUUUCUCCUUACAGUGGUACCUCGGGCUACAUACGCUUCAGGUUACAGACUCCGCUAACCCAGAAAUAGUGCUUCAGGUUAAGAACUUUGCUUCAGGAUGAGAACAGAAAUUGUUCUCCGGUGGCACGGCGGCAGCAGGAGGCCCCAUUAGCUAAAGUGGUGCUUCAGGUUAAGAACAGUUUCAGGUUAAGUACGGACCUCCGGAACGAAUUAAGUACUUAACCUGAGGUACCACUGUAUUUGCUCCUGUAUAUUCAUACAAUCCUAGAAUUUUAGUUUUGUAUGUGUGUCGAACUAGACUGGAGAAUACACACAGAUAUGAAUACUUCAUAUUUUAAAGCGAGGAUUAAGAAUGUUGUCAUGAACACAAUUGUCAUGGACAAUUAAUGCAGAAUGCGGCAGCUAGACUGGUGACUGGGGGCAGCCGCCGAGACCACAUAACACCGGUCUUGAAAGACCUACAUUGGCUCCCAGUACGUUUCCGAGCACAAUUCAAAGUGUUGGUGUUGACCUUUAAAGCCCUAAACGGCCUCGGCCCAGUAUACCUGAAGGAGCGUCUCCACCCCCAUCGUUCUGCCCGGAUGCUGAGGUCCAGCGCCGAGGGCCUUCUGACGAUUCCCUCAUUGCGAGAAGCAAAGCUACAGGGAACCAGGCAGAGGGUGGUAGUGGCGCCCACCCUGUGGAACGCCCUCCCAUCAGAUGUCAAAGCAAUAAAUAACUACCUGACAUUUAGAAGGCAUCUUAAGGCAGCCCUGUUCAGGGAAGCUUUUAAUCUGUGAUAUUUUACUGUAUUUUUUGUUUCUAUGGAAGCUGCCCAGAGUGGCUGGGGAAACCCAGCCAGAUGGGCGGGGUAUAAAUAAUAAAUUAUUAUUAUUAUUAUUAAUACUUAGGGGUAAGUCUCGCUGACUUUGGCAGGACUCUAAAUUACUGAUGCAUAUGAUUUGGGCUGCAUAUUUUCUAAACUGCACACUGCUAUAGCUCCUUUUCAGUAAAAUACUUGCCAGUGUCCUGUCUGAAAGUGAAGACAGUAUGCUCAUGAUGUGCGAGACAUUCCAAGGCUGCCUUUUCAGGCACUGCAAAAAAAGUAUCUCAAGGCAGAUUCCGGAAUUGUACCAGCUCCUUAUGGCAUGCUCUGGGAUAUAUUCACAGCGGAUAGACAUCAGCUUCAUCAUUAUGAUGUCAGGCAACAAAUGGAAAGGAUCUAGCAUUUGAAGUCCAUUUGCGGUUUUGGUACAAACUCUUACACAAACUCCCUUCAAGAGAUGUCUCGGUGCCCAUCAACUGAUCAGAGCUGAGAGAAGUCCAUUUGCAAACAGUUUUAUUAUUGAUAGGCGGCUCAUAUUGGGGAUAGGGCAAUAUUUAUGACAGUUGUCAUACAUAAAUACUGUGGUUGAGGAUGAAAUUUCUUUGUAAUUCACCAAUCACUAAAACCUACCUAUACUAAAAUGCCACUAUUUCUGUAAAAUCCACUGUAUUUACUCCUGUAUUUGUCCUGCUGAAUUAAAGGGGACAGUUUGUUAUAAAAAUUGGUAGUACUGAAUUGUAAGUUAUUUUGCAUUAUCAUGUCACGCAUCUAGUGGAUCCAUCCAUUCAUCAAACAAACAAACAAACAAACAAACAAACAAACAGUAUCUAUCUAUAAACCCUUUCGCAGCCAAAAUAAAAGGCUCAGCAUACUCAGAAGCUGCUGCUAAAAUCUGAUGUCUGCGGCUGUGUAGCAAUGACUGAGCACUGUUAAUGCUUGAGGAUAGUUUUCGGUAUAUGAGAAGAUAAUUACAUUAUUGUAGAUAUAAUUGAAUUUCUAUUACGGCAGUGAAGAAACCAAGGGUAAUAAAAUAAAGCCUUGCUUUCCAUGGCCUCUCAUUAGCCCUCUAACUAAAAUACCAUUCCUCUGUGUCUUCAUAUUCUCGUUGCCUGAUUAGAAGUUUCAAUAUUAAAUUGAAAAUGUGAACGGUGACAAAAGUCUUGGGUUUUCUGAGAAGUAACAAGACAUUUAAAAGUGUUGAGAGCUGACAUUGGAUUGGAGUUAAUUGAAUUUUGGUCCCAUUGAAACCAGCCUGACGUUAGUCAUACCUAACCCUCUUAAUUUCAGUGGGAACAAAGACUAGAUCCAACCCAAAUGGUUUUGAGAAUAUGUUUGGUAAAAGGAGCCUGUAGAAAUAACCACUUAAACAUUAUUUUUGCCUAAUAAUAAAAUACAAACUGUGUUUCUCACAGCUAAAGGUCAGAGCAAUCUGAAAAUAAAGAAACAUUUCCAUGUGAUAUAUACAGAAAUAGAAAGCAAAUGUGCAAAUAAUGAGCCUUUUUAAAAUAGGGAAGUAGGCAUCCCCCACCUCGGCCCUCCAGAUGUUUUGGAACUACAAUUCCCAUCAUCCCUGACCACUGGUCCUGUUAGCUAGGGAUGAUGGGAGUUGUAGUCCCAAAACAUCUGGAGGACCGAAUUGGGGGAUGCCUUACUUAAAGGAUAUCAGCAUCUCUGCAUUUCACCUCCCCACUACAUGAGGUUGAGGUAAACGUACAAUUAUUUACCCAGUGCCAAUGUUAUGCUAUAUCUCUGGAAAUUUAUUUACUUACUGUCUUGGCCUGAAUAUAAGCUGCACCCGAAUAUAAGCUGCACCUUUAAAAUUAAAGGGGGGGGGGAGAAAUGGCAAUAGCCGAGGAGGAGCGGGGGCCAAGGAGGGCCAAGGAGGCAGCAUCUUAACUCCACUGCCAGUGAGCAGCAGUGCUUCCAGAGGGUCAGUGCCACCAUGGUUCCCUGAUGGGACAGGCAGAGAGAGGCAGUGGCUAGCGGGACUCACGUACCCCUCGGCAGGCUAAAACCAAGGCAGCACCUUGGGCUAGGGCCAGUCCCAGCACACUGGCUGCAUCUUCUGUUCCUUCUCCUAGCAGACUUUCUCUCUUGCUCUCACUCUCAUCUGUGUUCCUUCUUUCCUUCCUCCUCCUCGCCACCUUCUGGCUCCCUCUCAGGGACCCCCUCGCCGUGCCGCCAUCUUGGGAGACAGCCUAGCCAAAACCAGGCAACAUCUGGGAACAAGCCCACUCCAAGCCAAUUUUUUAUAAGGUUGCGAAUAUAAACCACACUUCAACUUUUCACAGUCAGAAUUUGGGGAAUAAUAAUAAUAAUAAUAAUAAAUAAUUUAUUAUUUAUACCCCACCCAUCUGGCUGGGUUUCCCCAGCCACUCUGGGCAGCUUACAAGAGGAGAUUAAAAAUAUAUUAAAACAUCAGUCAUUAAAAAAAACUUCCCUUAACAGGACUUCCUUCAGGUGUCUUCUAAACGCCAGAUAGUUGUUUAUUCCUUUGACAUCUGAUGGGAGGGGGGAAAGUGCAGCUUAUAUUCAGGCCAAUACGGUAUGUUGUCAGCUUACAGACUACUUACAGUAUAUAAAAAACAACAUGAAGUAGUUUGCAGUAAGGAGUCAGUGACUCGAGAAUACUAAUAAUGAUGUAUGCACAUGGAUCUAUGUUUUUGAGUGUCUGUUAGCCACGAUGGCGAGUGCCAACAGGACUGGAGUCAAAACAGCCACCCUGAGAAACAAGAGGAAAGCACCAGCAUUCUCCGGGAAACACCAAGGUUUUCAGAAAAACAAAAUAUUUUUCUAGAACUCAAACCCCCUCCCCCAAAGCAGGCCACUGACAACAGAGCAUGUGUAGCGGGUUACGGAAUUUUUUGGGGAAAAAUAAAAUUAGAAAGGGGAGAUGUAGUUAACUUUGAAUAGGGACUCUGAGGAUCAUCUAGCAAUGCAGGAAUAUGCAGCUGUCCCAUACAGUGGUACCUCGGGUUACAUACGCUUCAGGUUACAGACUCCGCUAACCCAGAAAUAUUACCUUGGGUUAAGAACUUUGCUUCAGGAUGAGAACAGAAAUUGUGCUCCAGCAGUGCAGCGGUAACUAAACUAUAGCAAAAUUGCUCAGAAAUAAUAGGGAAGGGGAAAUCAAGUUGCAAGGAAACAACUCGAAGAUCUGACCAGACACCUUCAUUUUAGUUGAAAAUGACAUGUUACCUAACAAGAGCAAUCAGCAGCCGAGCUUCAUUAAUAUAGAAGGCAUGCAAGGGGGUGGGAAACCCCAUUAACCUACCUAUUCCGUUUUACUUUUCUAAUUUGGGAGAAAGCUUAUUAUAAAAAAGGAUUACCAGACAAAUUCAUUAAAGUGAGGACACUACUUACUAAGAAAGGCAGAUUUGGGGUUCCCUUUGGGAAAUAUAAAUUAUGCAGCUUUAAUCAUGGUUUAUAAGAUUAUCACGGCUGUAGGAUAUCUGAUACUAUUUUUAUUGAAAUACAGCAUGGCUUUGAUUAAAGCACCUUAUUAGUUCUGUUCAAAAUGAAACAAUAAGUGUUGUCUCAUUUUAUUGGAGACGUGCAGGUACUGUCCGAGAGAUCCAGCAUCACAUCAGCAGGCAUGGUUGGGCUUUUUCUUCUUUCCUCCUUUUGCAGCCUUCACAUUCUCAGUCUUCUCUGGAAAAUUCUUCAACCUGCUGGAGCCAGUGUGGUGUAGUGUAGUGUAGUGGUUGAGAGCGGUAGUCUUGUAAUCUGGGGAACCGGGUUCGCGUCUCCGCUCCUCCACAUGCAGCUGCUGGGUGACCUUGGGCUAGUCACACGUCUCUGAAGUCUCUCAGCCUCACUCACCUCACAGAGUGUUUGCUGUGGGGGAGGAAGGGAAAGGAGAAUGUUAGCCGCUUUGAGACUCCUUAAAGGGAGUGAAAGGCGGGAUAUCAAAUCCAAACUCUUCUUCUUCUUCUUCAGAUUUUGGGGGAUGGAGUAGGAACUGUGGCAUUGGGGCAGAGGAGAGGAAGGGAAAGCCCCAUACAUGCUAGUGGAAGUCUGUUGUACAAGUGAGAUCCUGCAAGUGGAUAUAAUCCAGUACAGUGGUACCUCAGGUUACAUAUGCUUCCGGUUACAUACGCUUCAGGUUAUAGACUCCGCUAACCCAGAAAUAGUGCUUCAGGUUAAGAACUUUGCUUCAGGAUGAGAACAGAAAUCAUGCUCCGGUGGCGCAGUGGCAGCAAGAGGCCCCAUUAGCUCAAGUGGUGCUUCAGGUUAAGAACAGUUUCAGGUUAAGUACAGACCUCCAGAACGAAUUAAGUACUUAACCCGAGGUACCACUGUACUAUGGUGUGUCAUGCUCUUGCAUUAUGCAAUAUGGGCAAUCCUUUCUUUUGACUUUGGUGUGGGCUGAUUAUUGAUAGAUAAUGAGCAUCAAUGAGCAAUUGAUUAUUUUGAGCUGCUGAAAUUUGAGUCGUCACCAUCGAUCAGAAUAGAGGCUGAAACCGUUUUGUCUGAAAUGGUUUGCAUCAGAAGGGCUAGAUAUCAGCAGGUUUUAAAUUUGGUUUGGAGAGAAUUGAUCUGGAUUCUUGCGAAUAGGGUGAUACCGCUGAAUUCAGCGCUGUAUUUUCUCCUACACCCACACAGUGAGCACUCAGAAUAAAGGCUGCACUUGACUUCCCUGGGGUUGGAGGCAACAUGAAACUGCAUAAUCCAAGCUGUCUGGAUAACAAUCAGAUCAGAUUCAAAUUACUGUAAUUGUGGGUUCAUGAAGAGGACUAGGGAAGAAUGCAUUCACACUAGGCGAAAGACAACAAAGAACCCUGUGGUGUCUUCAAGACAUUUGUUGUUAUUGCAUGAGCUUUCGUAGACUGAGGCCCAAUUAGCUACUGUGGCAAAAUUAUCCUAAGACUUAAUAAUGUCAUCUGCAACAUCAGGGAUUCUUUCACUUGUUCAUUUUCCAGGGUGAUUUGUGCUAUGCUAUCAUCUGCUCACAAGGGAUGCGGGUGGUACUGUGGGUUAAACCACAGAGCCUAGGACUUGCCAAUCAGAAGGUCAGCGGUUCGAAUCCCCACCCGUGAUGGGGUGAGCUCCCGUUGCUUGGUCCCUGCUCCUGCCAACCUAGCAGUUUGAAAGCACAUCAGAGUGCAAGUAGAUAAAUAGGUACAGCUCCAGUGGGAAGGUAAACGGCGUUUCCAUGCGCUGCUCUGGUUUGCCAGAAGUGGCUUAGUCAUGCUGGCCACAUGACCCGGAAGCUGUACGCCAGCUCCCUCGGCCAAUAAAGCGAGAUGAGCGCCGCAACACCAGAGUUGGUCACGACUGGACGUAAUGGUCAGGGGUCCCUUUACCUUUACCUAUAAUCUGCCUACACUGCCCUGCUUCAUUCUGCAUAGGCCAGACCAUUGUUUGAAACUCCCAUUUUUCUAGACGCAUUUUGUGACAGGGAAUUUCAUUAGCGUGAGCAGUUUCUGAACUCUGGGUGCAGUAUGGCACCUAAGAUUUCAGAUGAAAACUGCAACGUCCCCACUUCCAGCUACUCUCUGAAACCCUCCUAAGAAUAUUAUGGGGGUGGGCAGGGGAAGGACUAGACCAUGUGAAAAAUGAAUAUAAUAUUUUAGCUGCAGUUCAUUCAUUUUCAGCUUUGCAUUCUUGUUAUAAAAAAGUGUGCCUAGACAUUCUGUUGUGGCGCCUAUAACCUAGGAUUAAGGUGCUAUUUAGCUCCUGCUUUCACAUCUCAGUUUCUAACACUGGGCCAGAUAGGUCAGUCUCUAUGCAAAACAAUGAAUGGACAUCGAUUUCAGAAAUGACAGUAUCUAUAACCCAGUGGCAGAAUGUUUUGGUGUCCCAAGACACUUUCUAACUGAUCUUAAUUCAGGCGGCUAUUCUGCAGUGAAGGAAUCCACAUGGAAGAAUACAGCAUGAAACAGCUGAAACACAAUUUAUCAAGAAGUUCAGUGCCAUCACUUGUGGGUUAAAUACAGACAAAGGAUUUUUAACACACUACAUGUGUUAAUAUUACCAAUGCCUGGACAUCUGUGCUAUCUAUAACUGUAGCUUGUGAUUAGCUCCAUGCCCAACUGCAGGUGUUAAUUCACUCAGCAAUGCUGAGGUUGAUUGCAUUAUCACCAAUCUGCUUCUGUAAAAGGUUAAAGGUGUGUUUAUUUAACAUACACUUAAAUUCUAAUUAACACUGACUUCAAUCCAUCUCAUUGCAAGGUGAAAGCGAAAGGUGAAAUGCAUGAAGCAAAAUCUUAGGUAUACAAAGCAGAACAUUGACAAAGUAGACUUAAGUUCAUGAAAGCUUAUGCUAGGGGUAGUUAGGAUUUUGCCUUUCAGGUGUUGUUGGUACAGCAGUGCCUUGUGAAUAGCACAUUGGCUAACCCUGGCAUAUGCCAUAAAAUUUAGCUAGUUCUUAAGGUACCCCAAUAUUAUUUUGUGAGUUUCUUGAGGGGGGUGACUGUAAGGCUUCCCCUCCGGAAAUUUUUACUAGGUCAUGAUUUUCAAAUCCAGAUGUCAAUAGUGGCUUGGGAGAUGACCCUCCUAAGCUCUGAUGACUAUCAAGAUCCAGAAACUCCUGAGGCGUAUGCAACUCACGAAUAAGUAACCUUGGUUCUGACUGUAGUCUUUGGCAAAGUGAGUAUUUUCUGGCAAAUUUCUCUGGAAUUUUGAUGAGGCUUUUGAAGCAGAACAAUAGUCAGACAAUUUCCCCUCUCUUCAUUUAGCACUGAGAGUGCAAGGGGGCCGUUAACAAAUACAAACACAAAGCUACCUUAUAACGAGUCAGGUAUUUCCAAAUCUUGCUGACUAGAGAUGCCUGGGGCUUCCUUCAUGUGAGACACGAACUGUACAACUGAACUGUAAUCCCACCAAAGGAGGCAUAUGCUGGCUGCUCCCCGAUAUAUCUGUUUCAGGCCACAUGUGGUUACUCCUCUCUGGUCAACUCACUGAUUCUCAGUGGAUUUUAGAACAAUUGAAUGUGUACUAGCUGUGCACUUGUGCUGAAGGCACAGAACCAUGUGCUCCAGAUUAUGUGAGAGAAUUGUUGCAAGAAUAGUCUUGCCAUGGCACAAGCUAAAGUUUAGAUCUGCUCAUACAUGUCCAGUUGAUCAUGGCAUUUAAAUAGUCAUAAUUUUAGGGUUCUCUACAUGUACCAAAUGACUCAGGGAAGGGAGGCAACUGACUCAUAUCAUACUUCUGUCUGCGUCAGUUUUUAGUGUGACUCUACCCCACAUUCUCUGUGAACUUGUGCAAUGGGCACUGUGUGCUGCUGGACAUGCUGCCUUGCCAGGGCACAAGGGGCAUUUGCCCUUCACAAGCUGGUAUUGGAUUCUUGAAGAUCUAUUUCCCGCUGUUGUGGGCCUGUGCUCCCAAACCAUAAAUGAUCUUCAGUGCAUAAGAACCCUUCAGGCAAUUAAAAUUACAGUUGAAUGUUCAGGAAGGUGAAUGGAUAGCACGUUGCUGUCAUACAGGCAGUUAGGCCAUAUUAAUGUUCAUCAUCGGUGAUGGGAUUAGGUAUUUGGGUCAUCUUGUUCACUGGUUUGCGCAACUGGUUCCAAUGAUGCCAUUGGUGCAUCUAUGGAGCCUUGUGAGUGGGUCAUCAAGUUGUUGGAAAAGGAUGUUGAUCCAGGGAAGAGGACAGGAAAAUUUUUUCAUUUGGGGCAGGGGGUUACAAUUCUCUUUACAGACCCCUUUGUAAAAAAGCUUGGGAGCCACUAGCCUAUGUUUGUCUUAUGCUUUGUAAAACAAGAAGCUUUUAAAGUAUUGAACCAUAGUUUGUGGAACAAGGAUAUAAGCAAGUAAUUUAUGGUAGCUUGCACAGCCUUUUGUUACUAAUCAGUGAAACUUGCAAACAAAGAAAGCUCUUCUGAACCUAACUGGGUCUAUACCAUCCACACAGUAAGGAUGGAGUUUGGAGUGGUGUUCUGGAAUACUGCCAGACAGGAAUACUUUUUCUUAAGAUAACUGGGGUGGGGGAUUUUGGUGUAGAUUUUACAGUAUGACCAUUGCCACUAGCUCCGUCACCUACAUCGUUCCACUUCCCGAUUUAGAUCCCUUUGUGUUCCAUUUACAAAUUCCUUGAUAUGUAUCCCUCAUACCCAGUAGGGUAAUUCUGCACUCGACCACUUAGAGAUUACUGUGUGCUAUACAGGGCAAAUUAAAGCACAUCACAGAUAUUGGAAAUUCUUCAUUGUGACAUAUUGCAAUAGCUUUAUACUGCCUUACACUUAUCCUUCAAUUUAUCCUUAAGGGAAAUUGCUGUUCUUGGAAAUUUGCUGUCAGGACUACUCAAACCCAAAUUCUGCAGAGCUCUGUGGUUCACAGUUGUGCCCUGGAGUUAUUCAGCAAACACAUGGUGACUUGUCACACCACACGCAGAACAUUUUGCAGUUUACUGAAGAAAAUGGGGCAAUGCUGGAGGAGAUCUAGCUAUUUUGUUUGUAUCUUGCCUUCCUCCAUGGAGCUCAGGGUGAAUGAUUACAUGAAGAAUUCAACUAUUGGUUGAAAUAGUUCAGGUGAGAGGUAGUAAUUGGCUCAGGCUCAUUCAAUGAGUUUCAUGGUCGAGAGGGAAUUGUCUCUCUUGUAUCUCUGUCCAUGCUGGCACCGUGCAGGCCCAGCGGUGUGAUGUUUUCCUGUUCGUUGUGAUGGGUUUUUGGGGCAUCCUGGAAUUUUGCAUCAACAAAUGUUCAACCAUUCCUUGAUGCCGUGUGAAUUUAAUGGGGAGACUGCACAUUUCUACAUGGGCUUCCUGUGCUGGUCAACUGCAGUGCAUUGCUUCAAGCAUUCAUUAAUCUCUCUAUUUAUGGCAACAAAGCGUAUAAUUAUAAUACACAGUGUCCUUUCUCCAGACACAAUCAGAAUUAGUUUUGUAAUAUGCCUUUCAUGCUAAAAAUUACAGUUUGUUUAUCGUUAAAGACACUUCAAGUUACUGCUUGUUUGGUAACAAUGUUAACCUUGCCUCUCUUUGCUUUCUCCUUUCCAGGUAUGAAUGCUGCAGUCCGUGCGGUAGUGCGUAUGGGAAUUUAUGUUGAAGCAAAAGUAUAUUUUAUCUAUGAGGUUGGUGUUCACAUUUGUUAUAUGUAUGCCCCCACGGUCCAUCUUUUGGUCUAUGCAGAGAGAGAGAGAGAACACUCCUUUGGAAAGUGUGGAAUGACAAGGAGAAAAGCAGGGACAAAUUGGGAAAUGCAGCCAUUGUCUCUCAGCACUACAUGCUUGACUGAAAGUAUAGGAAACAAAAAAGUGUAGGGAUCAGAAAAAUACGGCGACAUAUAGAGGGAAAGUAAGGAUUGCCCCCCUAAUUUUAUUCUCCUCCUCUGCUCCACACCUUUGCUCCCCGCCCCUUGAUCCAACUAAGGAGGUCCACAGAAUGGAAGCAGCCUUCUCUAUGUGUGACACUUGCUCGAUCUGAAGUCAGGAGUCUAAACUGGAUGUGCAUGUUGGUGCUGUCUGUCCAUGCCGCACAAAUUUAUUUAUUACUCUUUUUCAUAAUCUUAUAAACUGCUUCACUGCCUGAAGCCACCCAAGUGGUUUACAGUGAGAUAAAAAUGAGAUAAAGUACAAAAAUACGAGUUCUAAAUGCAAUGAAAUAAGGUGUACAAUUAUUAUUCCAUUAAUGACUGGGUCACAGCUCAGUGGAAGCCUUUUUUAAUGAAAAGGUAUCUCCUGUAGGUACCUAAAUAUCACGACACACAACACCUGUCUAACUUGAAAUGGUAACUGAGGGCUGGACCUGCAACACUAAAAGCCCAAUUUCGAGUACAAACAAAACACCUCUGGGGUAUGUGGUACUCUUUCUUGAUCCUGCUCUGUUACUGGAGGCUGAGGUAGUCUCAGUGGCCAGAAACACCUUUUAGUAGCUGUUUAAUAAUAUUUGGCCUCCCAGCCCAUGUUUCUCACUUGGGAUGUAAUGACGACCACACAAAUAAUGGUUCUGCUCCCUACUCCCCACUGCAGCUCUCACCCUAUGAAGGUUUUCUUCUAGUAUGUUCUCACCCUGUGGGAUGCACACCGCUUUCUUUCUCCUUUGUGACAAGACUUGUACAUCCUCUGCUAUGUCAGGCAACAUAUACCGUAUUUUUUGCCCCAUAGGGCGCACCUAGUUUUUUUGGGGGGGGAAUAAAGAAAAAAAAUUAUUCCCCCCCCCAGGCACGGGGCUGGGGCAGGGGAAGCCUGAGCUUCCCCCGACCCCAGCCCCCAGAACAGGCUGCUAUCCGCAAGCCUAGGGAGCCCGGCGGGAAGUCGCGCCGGGCUCCCAAGGAUUGCGGAGAGCUGCCCGAAGCCUGGAGAGCGAGAGGGGUCUGUGCGCACUGACCCCUCUCACUCUCCAUGCUUCAGCGAAAGCCUGCAUUCGCCCCAUAGGACACACACACAUUUCCCCUUCAUUUUUGGAGGGGGGAAAGUGCGUCCUAUAGGGCAAAAAAUACUGAGCCCACAGCAAAAGUAACAUCAAUGAACAAACCUCACAGGUAAAGAACACCAGUAGCAGGGGGAUGGCACUUCAGUGACAAUCGGAAGUAUUGGUGUUGCCCCUCUGAGGUGACCCACAAGUGCACCAUAACAUGGCUUAAUUUAAAAUAAUAAGGGCUUCUCUCCACCAGUGAGAAACUUGGCCACAGCUUUUCUGGCUCAAACAUCACUGCUGCCUAUGCAGCUGACAUUCAGGCAGCCCAACCAACACAAGGCUAGUGGUUUACGAGGCAGCAAGGAGGCCAGAUGACAAUAUUUACCGCUCCGAUGUGCCAUGUAACCUUCUGGCAGCAAGAACAGAUUUGCACUUGAGUGUGCAUCCCUAUGAACAUGUGAAUUUAGGUGUGCAUUCAAUCGAAAGCCAUGUAAUGUGGAUUACUGACACCUGUGCACCCCACAGUCCUUUCAACUUCAAGGGAAAAAUCUCUUGUGAUGUGGAAGGUAGACUUUGUUUUAUUUUGUAAACUAACUUUGGUGAUGGUGUCUAUAGGAACUUAAGAGUAGAAUAUACAUUGGAAAAUUCCCCUCUGCCCAAGUUCAUGAAGCUUGAUUGCUGGCCCUAAGACUUCAUUCUGCAUAUCCAUCCAAGUUGUUUUUAUAGUGGGUGGUAUCCUUAUUGUAGGACGUAAUAUAUAUUUGAAUCUAUGCAUGCUGAAUGUUCAGUGGACUUCUUCCAAAGCCAUACAAAGAGCCUAUUGUCCUUAAGUUUAUAAGCUAAUAAAGCAUUCAGCUCUUGAUAAAGUUGCAUCUGAAUUGAUGUGAUUGUAGAGAUUCAAAGUGCAUUAGGAAGUGUUUUUAUACGGAAGAGUAUUUUCUCCUGUCUGGCUCUUUGUCUUUGCUGGCCCAUGCCUGUCUACUUCCGUAACUUGUGAGUCGAGGAACUGUAAAACAUAUGAAUAUGCAGGCAAGCGGAACUCGGUGCACCACAAUCCUUUGUAGUAUUGCCACAGCAACUAACCAAGUAUUUGUGUGUCAUGCCAGCGCUGGAAGUUCCUGUUUUACUGUUUUACUGAAAAGUAUUUUGCCACCUUGCUUGAAAGAAGCUUGGAAAGAUGGUUGGAAAGAUUUUUCUUUCCCUUAUCUCUGCAAAAAGUUAUCUCAAAUCUGUCCUCUUAUAGUGCCGGCUGAAUUGGGGGCGGGGGUCACAUUCUGAACUGAGCACUGGCUCUCCACAGAAUCCCUGAGCUGAGGUUCAGGCAAAGGGCCUCUUAAGCCCCACAGGCCCCUCUGAUGACCUACAUUACAUUUAGCAUGAGAUACAUACUAAGGAAAGUCUCUCUAGCUGUUCACCCUGGAAGAGGGUGUUAAACAGCCCUUUGCCUGUCUCUCUGUUCAAGUGGCAAAAAGCAACUGAUACAUUUAACAGGAAUAUGGAGACUAUACAGGUGGGCAGAUCGAGUCACUAAUGGUUUUUCCCUGGCAUGAUUCCAUUGGCGUUCUGGAUACAAUCUUCAUUUCUGUAUGCAAUGCAUUUGGAGUGCUGCCUUUUUUUUUGUUCAUGCAGAAAACUUAUUCUAUAAUGGAAGUUAUUUCAGGCCAUUAACAUUCUUUUAAGCAAAUGUUUCAAAAAGACUCUUAAAACCACUUAGUAGCUAAAAGAUACCAAUUUCCUAAGUUUAUGAAAAGAUAAGCUUCAUGGUAGAGCACCUGUUUUGCAGGCAGGAGUUCUCAGGUUCAGUUUCUGACAUCUCUAGGUAAAGCUAGUCAGACAACUAGAUGCUGCCACUCCAUGUAGCCUGUACUGUAUAGAUGUACCAUUAGCUGACUUGGACAAGGCAGCAUAAUAGCUUCAUAUCUGUAAUUAACCCAACUAUGCUCUGGGACUAUUUCCUCUUCAAUUCCAAAGGUCAAAGGAAAAACUUGGGAGGUAGUAGCUAACUCCUGCUUGCUUCCAGUGUUUUGACCUUUGAAGGUGGGAAGGUUGGCAGAUGUUUGAUACCUUUUUUAAAGUUUAAUUUGACUAAUAGCACAGCUUACUCCAAAGUAAGUCUCACUGAUUUCAGUGGGUCUUACUGCCUGCUACAUAGAAUUGCAGCCUAUUUGUGUUUAGGAUAAUUGUACUCUGAUUAGAGAGCCAAGUCGUGGAGUUCCGGGUCUUACACUGAUGUGUUACAGAGUUGUAGUUCCUAGCAUCUUUAUUCUGCUUCUUUUUUUAUCCCUUUUCCUCCCAGCAAGAGUUUUAUUUGUUCAGUGAAGUAAUUAUGCGUUGAGGUCGUGGGGAAAAGUAGCCCCCAUGUCAGCACUGCCACUGUUUUGUGUCAGCUGUGCAUUCCAAGCUGCGAUAACCUGGAAGUUGUGCUGACUGUAACUUAGCAAAGGCAGAAAUGCAAACUGGCUGCGGACAAGUUGUGGGUGGUUUGUCUUCAAUAUCCCUUUCUGUUUAAACACACAAGUGCCUAUCAGAAAACUAACUUUUCUCUAAGUGUCCCCUGACGGACAGUGUUUGAUGUGUAAUGAUGCUGAAUAUAUUUAGACUGCAGCAGUUAGCUUGUCCUAAAUGAGAAGUUUAAUACACUGCUUAACCUCACAAUGGAUCAGGAUUUACUAUAGAAUAGAUUUAAUUCAAACACAUUCAGCACCAUCUAUUAUCUGGAUAGAUGGGUGUUGGGGGAAUAGAGGGAGAAGUUUAUUUGCAAUUCUGUCCCCCACCCCACCACCCGCAAAAGUCUGGCCAUUGGUUUUUCUUUUAAGAAGUGUGUGAUAUGAGAUUCUGGUAACUAGAAAACCACAAAUGCCUUCUAGCAUUAUAACCUUACCAGCUACAGUCUGUGAAAUAAUCUUUGCUUAAGAAGUGACAUGCAUCUGCUUCUAGAGACUUUGGGGGUGGUGCUGAAAUGUAACAAAUGGAAAAUGUAGAAACUCUAGUGCAUAUUGUACCAACUUAAACAUUAAAAUUAAGGUACUCUCCAUCCAAAACCUCAAAAAUCAAAAGAGUGAGAAAAUUGACCCUUCUCUUUUUUAGGAAUAGGGAUCAGAAAUUCAGGACUACCCUGGGAGAACUGGAGCAUUUGAUGAGAUGCAGUUUUGGUUUUUUGAAUGCUUCAUUAGCUGAAGAAUGAAUCAUAGCCAACAUCUCUUGAAUGCAUGGGUCUGCCACAAAGAGGUAUUUGUUGUAGGUACCAGAAUAUAAUCGGGCAAAUCCAGUGCCAUGGCACGUAGGCUGGGAAAUUCCAAAGGAUAUGCUGAAAGGACAGAGAUUUCCUCCGCUCCACUUCAGAAACCAUCAUGAUCACAGCAGCUUCAAUGGACGUUGUUGUUCUGGUGAUUUGCCCUCUGUCUGCAAUGGAGAGUAGCCAUGGUUGCUGUAACAUGCUUGUACUUGUAAUUAGUGUCGAAUUUUCUGUGUUUGUGUGUGAACGCCUUUGUCUCUAUGCUUACUCUGUCUCUGUGAACACUGCACCAUUCUCAGGUUUAUCAGCUGCAAACUUGUUUUGAUUUACAUUACCUCAGCUGGAAGUACAGUCAAAUUAUUUAGGGAAUGGAUACACAGUAAACAUUAAGGCUUCCAACAAGCAAUCAGCUCUUUUAAAAGAAAAAGCAACAAUGUUUCAGAGAAAAUUAUAGAUAAGAGAUUUGUUCUGAAAUGUGUAUUCAGAGAAAGGGACAGGUAGCACUUAGGAGUUUUGCAGAUUAUAACAGUGCCCUAACACCGUUUACAUAAACCAGCCUUAGUGGAUUUUUACACAAAAGGUUUAUCUACACUACAAAUGUAUAGUUCUUAACAUGUUUAUGCUCUCGUAGCUUCCCCCAAAGACUACAUGUGUGUGGUUCUGCCGUUUUCCUUCUCCUGCACCAUUCUCGUUCUUUCCUAUCCAUCUUACUUGAUCAUAAACUUAGCUCAGUUUUAUCAUAAAAACCCUUUGAUGUUACAACUGUAUUUAAUCCCCUCUGAAAUGAGUGCUCUUUUUUAUGUCAGGUUUCUAUAAUGUUUCUCUCUUGUCACAGGGUUACCAGGGCAUGGUUGAUGGAGGUGACAACAUUGUUGAAGUCACAUGGGAAAGUGUUUCAAGCAUCCUCCAAGUGGUAGGUUCUGAAUUAGGACUCAUUUUCAUGCAAGUGUGUUACUUUUCUAAAAACCAUCCCUAAAGAGCUAAUGAAUAAAAUGUUUUAGUAAUUAAGCAAAAUGCUUUGCACUAAACAGCUUUGUGUUUUGGUCCCAAGCCUGUUUAUUUGAAAGUAAGUCUUAGAUAUACUUACUUAGAAUUUUUGCUUCUGUCACCAUCCAAUAUUUUCAGUGCACAAAUAUCUGGGCAGCCUUAUUGUCUCUCUCUUUUUUUAUGUUCAGGGAAGAGAAAUGGAGCAGCAUCCAAGCAGAAGGAUGCCAGCAGAGCUCUCUUUGCUUUUUAUUUCCCCCUCCUAGUAUGAGUCAGUAUAAAAAAUGUUCCUAUGUUCCCUUCAGGAUUUAAUAACUGUUUUGUGUUGGCUUGAGCUUGGCUCCUCUUGCAGGAAAAUUCCCUGCCUGCCGUGACUUGCAUCACGUAUGGGUAUGGUAGUGCCAAGAAAUGUUUUCAGCGUAGAUGAGCCCUGUACCACAGUAAAUUGACACCGUUCUGAGAGCAAAAUAUGGACAUAGCUUUAAUUCUUUUUCCUGCAUCAAAAAAGAGGAAUUAAUAUUGCGUAAUCAGCAACUAGCAUGUUUUCAGCAAAGGAAAUUACAUAACACUUUUCUCUUAUAUUGACACUCUUCUAGUAUGCAAAAAAUACUUCUGACCGGUGGCAGAACUUCAGUCAAGGAUAAUAAAUGUGAUUUAAACCUUGACUGAAGAGAUUUAUGCUUUUGAACCAUAUACUAUAAAACUAACGGAACAGAUUAUCUGUUUCAUAAGAUUCGGCUGAAACACUGAUUCUUCCUGACUUUUAAAUCUUGCACAGCAGCAGUUCUGAAGGUGUGGAGGAACAGAAUACCAAGUCCAGAUUGAAAAAUUGAUAAAGAAAUGAAGGAAACUGUUGUGCAAUGAUAGCAGGAAAGCGAAAAAAAACCUGGCUGAAAUGCUACUUUGUCCUAUAGUCAUGAGUAACAGUAAUGUGUGUGUUACUUAUUAAGGAAUGUGUCAUUAAUGUAGUUUAUUCCCCAGUAGCAAUCACUUUAUUAUCACAUCUGUUAUCUAUUAUUCAAGUUUAUAUAUAACUGACUACCAGCCAUCAUUUUUAGUCACCAUCUGUACCAGACGACCAUAAAUGCUGUGCUUUGUGCGUAAGCCAAGUAAAGCAGAUUAAAGUCCGUUAAAUGUAAGAUAUUGGAUCUUCUGGUCAAUGUUGUACUUUCACACCUGCAUCCUGCCCUUUCUUCGUGGAGUUCAGUGUAGCACGCAGGGGCUUAUCCCAUUUUAUACUCACAACAUUGACCCUAGUCUCUUCUUUUCUUGUUUCUUGCUCCCUCCCCCAAAUAUCCAACUGAUCUGAAAUGAAAUGACCUCUGCAGAGAACCAACAUACUGUUGCUGCUCUGUGUCGGAUAAGCACUGCACAUGGUGUAGGGAACCUUUCCGUAUCAAUGCUCUCUGUUUUUAUUUUAGCCUGGAUCUCAGGCACGAGAGGGAAGCAGCAACUGCUGACCUCCUCUCUCCCCAUGCUCUCUACUGCCCUCAACAUUUUACCAGCUGAGGCUUCCAGGACUGAUCCUUCUUGUCUGGUGCCUGGCUGACUUAUGAACAGGUUUGACAGGAAACCCACCCUUAGCUACACACCCCCUGUCACCUCCAGGCUUCCUGGCAAGAGAGGAAGCGUCUCUCUUGUUACGGCAAUUGAGUCAACUCUCCCUGCCACCUUGCUUUUCCUCUCUGCCAUCCUCAGUUUAAGGUUCCCUGGUAAUAAAGGCAUUGCUAUGGCAAGGAGCACUAUCAGGUUGUAAAGGUGACCUUUUGUCUCAUCAUUGGUGUUGUUGUUUGACCUCUAAUAAUGAAUUUUGUCCCUAGAAUAAAAGGAAUAGUUUGGAACCAGUGAGCUACAAAAUAAGCGCAAUAGCUUAAAAUCAUUUUCAAUCCUCCCAAGGACAAGGAAAUGUAUAUGUGUUGCAUAUUUCUUUAACCAAGUAGUGUUUACAUCUGACAACAGACGUAGGAAAUGUACACAGACUGUAUCAGGGGUCAGCAAACUUUUUCAGCAGGGCGGUCCACUGUCCCUCAGUCCUUGUGGGGUCCGGACUAUAUUUUUUGGGGAGGAAAUGAACGAAUUCCUGUGCCCCACGAAUAACCCAGAGAUGCAUUUUAAAUAAAAGGGCACAUUCUACUCAUGUAAAAACACGCUGAUUCCUGGACUGUCCACGGGCCAGAUUUAGAAGGUGAUUGGACUGGAUCCGGCCCCUGGGCCUUAGGUGGCCUGCCCAUGGACUAUAUACUCCAUCAUACUUCUGCCAGCACCAGCUUCUGCAUUAGUGUUUAUAGCAAUGGAAGUAACAUCUGGAGAGCUUGUUCCCUCAACCAGAUUCUUCUCUUUUCUCUUGAAGGGAGGAACGGUCAUUGGCAGUGCCCGCUGCAAAGCUUUUCGGACCCGGGAGGGCCGCUUGAAGGCAGCUUGCAACCUGGUGAAGUGUGGCAUCACUAACCUUUGUGUGAUUGGUGGGGACGGCAGCUUAACAGGGGCUAAUCUUUUCCGUGAGGAGUGGAAUGGCCUUUUAGAGGAACUGGCACAAAAUGGUAAGUCAUGCUUAAUCUUGUGGGGCAUUAAGCUCCUCACGUUCUGUGUUAUUUAUUUUAGUAUUUUAAAAUUGCAAACCACCUUUGGUACAUCAGCAGAAAAGUGCUGCAUAAGUGCAAGGAAACAUAUUUGUUGUGCUGUACAAGCGCUUACGUUGUUAGUUUAUUGUAUAAGAUUUAUAUCCCUCCCUACAUCACCAUGAUCUCAGAGCAUUUUGCAAUUAAAUAAAAACCAAGUAGAAUAUACUUUAAAGUGCAACCUUCUCCCUUCUGUUAAAUAUAUCUGUCAGAUUAGACAUGCACCGACAAAUAUCACUCAGACACAUGACAGCCCAUUUAAUAAACCCUUUGUGGAAUAGCAGAGUCUUCAGCUGUUGUUAAAAUAUAACCAAGGUUUGUGCUGGUCAAAGCUUGGAGGAGAGAGUAUUCCAUACCUGGGGAGCAUUUACACUAGGAUUGCAAGUGGAUACAGAGGUGGAGGUGCUUGGAUUGAGGUACUAGUGUUACACAACAAUGCAGUUUGUCACUUAUUUCCUUACUGAUUCCAAGAAGGCAUCUGAGAGACAAACUGUACCUAGAUGGUUCUGUUCUCCCACUUGCCUCUGUAACAGAAUUAGGCUCUUCAUCCUAGCUUUUGUCCUUAAAAGCCAGUACUGAUAGCCACUGCCGUGUAGUUUUAUCCCUGGUUGAGAGUGCGUAGCACUGAGGUAACAUCUUAUUUCGCAGUAGAGGAGCUAUAAUGGCCCUUGAUACAAUUAACUGGUUUUGUGAAACUCUUAAUAACAAAUAAAGAGCAUAUGGCUGCUUUGAAAAUGGCCAGCAUUUGUAAUACAUGGAUGACAAAUGAGAAUCUCAGUCACUAUUUCAGGCUGGCCAGCUACUGUAUUCUGCAAUGGGUGCUCUCUUGUCCAGCAAGUGCUCUGGGGAACAGAAGUGUAUUUUGCCUCUCAAGCAGUACUCAGUUUGGUCAGACUCUGAAGCGCAGUUAGUGACAUCUGGCAAUCAUAUUUUCACACCACAAAACCUAAAGGGAUAAAGAGUUUUAAACCUAAAAAUUUCAGUGUGAGCUCUCUUGUGUGGAAACAAUGGCUUUUUCUUUGGAGUGAAACUCUGAACAAGCAUUCUACCUUUCUAAACAUUACUUAGGGGGCAGAAGUGGCUCUGAGGCCACCGGUUGGACCACUUUGUGUUGUAUUAAGCACAACUGAUUACAUUUAAAGGUUAAUAGUUGUGGGGGUUUUUCUAUUCAUACAAGCACAGUCUUAUCAAAACUUAAGUUCCAUGACCCCAAUAAAGUGAGGACAUCUCUGGUCUCCCAGCCCACUCCCCAUUCUUUCCCAAUAACUGAAGGCAGAAAUAAAACUCCCAUUCAUUGGCAAAUGCAGCAUUGAUUCACUUAAUCCUUUCUUCACAAAGAGAAUUUUCUUGCCUCUUAUACACGCCUAGACUGUAAUAAAUGACAAAGCUACAUUGCUUUAACUUCAUGGGAGGGGGGUGUUUGUCAGACAUUUCUGGAUCUAUUUUUCUCUUGCUUUUUUGCCAGGUGAGAUUGAAAAAGGGGCUAUCAAGAAGUACGCUUACCUCAACAUUGUGGGAAUGGUUGGCUCCAUCGACAAUGACUUCUGUGGUACCGAUAUGACCAUUGGCACUGACUCUGCCUUGCACAGAAUCAUUGAAGUUGUGGAUGCCAUUAUGACCACCGCUCAAAGGUACUUUGAACUCAGGAUGUGAGAUUUUAAAAUAGCCACUUGGACAACAUCUAAGAGCCAUGGUUCUUUUAUUUAGCAGUACUAAAGUGCACUGAAGUUGUAUUAAUUUCAUCCUUUUGCCAAAGACGGAAGGGUGCACACGGAAAACCUGCCUGCAUUGCAAUUUAUGACAAAGAGAAGAGCUAGAUGAGAAUCCAAAUAUGGAUGUCAAAAAUGGCAUCCCUAUCUUUCUUUCCUGUAAUGUGUAUUUGUGGAAAGAUGUGGCAGUCUUUGACUGCACCCACUAUUAUUUUUUACCCUGUCACCACUGGCAUGCGCAGAAUGCUGCCCUCAGGACAAAAACGGGUUAUCACUCUCAGUUUAAACUAACUAGAGCUCCCAGUUCCGAUGGAUUGAGGAACUGCUUAGUUUAAACUAGGAAGCACAUAUCUCUAAUCUCCUCACAGCAGUUCCAGAGGAGGAGCAGGGAGCAAGAGAGGUCAAGGCUUACAGUUACUCAUUCACACAAUGCUAAAACACAGAUUGGCGUUGCAUUCAAACUUUUGACCGUAGUCUGCUUAAAUACUAUUGAAAUCAAUGGCAUUUAAGCAGCUUCUGUGGAGGCUUGCAGCCUUCUGCAUUGUGUAGCCAGAGGAAAAUGGAGCUCUGGAAGGCAUUUCUGGAUUCCUGGGAAUGGCAGCUGAGUCCUGUCACCACUUGGGCUGGUAUUUAUCACAUCAUCAGACACAUGCAGUGGUAUGAAAACUGCAUGUGGAGGUCAAAAGAGGGGGAAAGCCCAUCUUGCAUAGGUCAGGGGCUUUUAAGUUAGGCUUUGCUUUAAUAUUGCUUUUUUGUAUGUAGUUUAGUUCUGUGAACAAAUGGGGGGGAUUGAGAUUUGAUUGUGAGGACUGGCCUAGUUUUGCAGUUUUUCAAAUAGUAGCCAUUACUGAAAGGCAAUUAAGAUUUGAGGAAUAACCUGUACACUCUCUCUUAAAUGGCAUGACUUCAUUAAAUUUAGUGUGACACAGUGGUCUGCAAUCUUAGUUUGGGAGGGAAAUAAGAAUGCAAAGAAUAAUGGCACAUGAUAGUACGCUGCAAACCAGAAAGUUAAGAAGUGCCUGGGGAGAGACAGAAAAGACAAGCGCAAAUAUAGUUUCUGUAGUGCCAAACAAUCGCCUGCCUUCUUUCUGUGCAUUUGUACAUAUCACUUCAUACUUUGAUACUGUUGUGACACUAUUAAUAUUUAUUGUAAUUGUUACAGCCAUCAGAGGACCUUUGUCCUGGAGGUGAUGGGGAGACACUGUGGGUACGUAUGUCUGCCAACACCACAUUUAGUUAAAAUUGCCGAAAUAUAUAGUUCACGUUCUCAUUUGGAUUUUCUGAUUUUGUUCUAGGUACCUAGCUCUUGUUAGUGCCUUAGCCUGUGGUGCAGAUUAUGUCUUUAUCCCUGAAUAUCCACCUGAGGAAGGAUGGGAAGAUCAUAUGUGUUCUAGGCUUUCUGAGGUAAUUAUUUUCUGCAGUGGCUUUCAAACUGUGUCCUGGGAUCUCUUAGUCUUCUUUGAAAGCUUACGAGGUUCCUCAAUGAAAAGAUCAGGGAUGGCCAGAAAGCUUUCAAUCCCGCAGUGUCCUAGGUAGAGCCAAAACGGAAGAAGUGUUCCACAGCAUUGUUUUCCUACUGUGAAAUUGUCCUCCUUUUUCAUCAUCUUUCCAUUUCCACCUAGUAAAGACCACCCACCCACCCAUGGGGCAGUGUAGAGGGAAGGCACAUCCAGGCUGUCUCAAAACAUUUUGGCACCUGAGGUGAACCACAAAAUGGUGUCCCCUUCCCUGCCAGGGAAGAAGGGGUGGGUGAAAAACUACAUCAGGAACCGGGGGGGGGGGUAAAUAUCUACAUUGGAAUCUGCUGCCCCUGUGGAUCCUGCCACCAAGGCAGUCACCUUGCCUCAUGGGUGGGCCGGCCCUGUCUAUGACACAUGUUCAGGUAGCAAGCAUCCCCUUGCCAGCAGGUACCUGGCAUUUAGGUGUGCAAUGACAGCACUGUCUUGUGAACUGCUUUGUCGUCCACCUGACUCUUAUCUUUGGUGCUAAUGUACAGAAUGAAAGGUAUUGCUAGUGUUGAGGAUUUAGACCUGAUCGGCUAUAAUCAGGGGUCAGCAAAAUUUUUCAGCAGGGGGCCGGUCCACUGUCCCUCAGACCUUGUGGGGGGCCGGACUAUAUUUUGGGGAAAAAAUAUGAACGAAUUCCUGUGCCCCACAAAUAACCCAGAGAUGCAUUUUAAAUAAAAGGACACAUUCUACUCAUGUAAAAACACGCUGAUUCCCAGACCAUCUGCGGGCCAGAUUUAGAAGGCGAUUGGGCCAGAUCUGGCCCCCGGGCCUUAGUUUGCCUACCCAUGGGCUAUAUGAUGAUGCUACUGUUGCAAGGAGGAAGGGUUAUUUGCCAGCAAGGCAAUCCACAGCUGCUGGGGUUGCCAGCAGUAAUGAGGUGGUAAAAAUGUGUUAGGAGGCAUUAUUUUUAUCCUGGUUUAGCAAGGUCUGUGGGGUGAUUAAUGUUCAUUUUCAAAAUGGUAACAACACAUUAAGUAAUUGUAAUAGUCUGAGAAGCUUUCAAGGUACAGCCCAGCUUUGAACUUCAGCUAUUUGCUGUGGUCUCAGACCAUGAGGCAGAUUUAAUGGCUUUUCUGCAUUUUUUUACCCUAGAACCGUGCACGAAAGAAAAGGCUGAAUAUCAUAAUUGUAGCAGAAGGUGCCAUUGAUUGCCACAAUCAGCCUAUAACUUCAGAGCAAGUUAAGGAUGUAAGUAUCAAGCUGCCAAUCAAAUAUUCUAUCAAGGAUAUACGUAACUGAAUGCUUCUCUUCCACAUAGUGUAAAGUGUGUAUCAUUUCUCUAUUAACAUAAUUAGCCUUUCUUUAUAUGGUUGAUUGCAUUUUAAUCAUUUCAGGCGUUACAAUAAGUAUUAUAUCUGUGUCCUUUAGUAGUAAUGUAAUCUUAGUAAUUAUGAUUAUAACCUAGCUGCUGCCUUUUAAAAGGCAUAAAGCAAACAUACAAAUACAAAUGAGUAUACUAUGUUAUUUGAGUAUUUUGUAGGACCUGGUCAAAACAUUCAAAACAAGGAGGAUGCCUUCAGUUCUCAGUGCUGAGCUGAUUUUUGUUAUCAAAUUAUAUCCAUUAUAUGAACUAAGUUUGGCACUUAUCAACUUGGCUACAAUCCCGGCAAUUUGAGCCUGCUCUAUCAUCAAGGCUUCUCAGAACAAACUGUUACACUGUUCAGCCAGACAGUGACCCAGAAGUGCUAUAAAAGGGAAGAAAAAUCUUCACUUUAAUGUGGAUUGGAAAAUAGUUCCAAGAUGAGUAAGAGGCUGCUGCACAAACCACACGGAGGCCAUAACAUACCUUGACAUAGUAGGGAUUUCUUCUGUGUUUGCAAGUGGGGGUGGGGUUGAACACACAGCCUUUCAAAAUUGUGUGGCCAUUCCCUGCUGCAUAUGCUUUACCUUUCCUUCUGCUGCCAACACAUUUAUACUUGUAAAAAUUCUUUUAAACCACCUCUGACUCAGAUGUAGAGCCUGGACUGUUUGGACUUUGCUUUCUGUCACCUCAGCACACUGCAAACUUUCAAGUGCUUUGUGUGGUUCCUUAUCUCUUAUCCCUUCUCCACUUCCUCACAAUGUAUAAAAGGGAAUGCCAAACAGGGAGAUCCCACAUUAGUUCAGAUAAAAGAUCUCUCUCUAACCCCAUAUACCAAAACCCCUUUCUGUAUCACUUUCUGCAUCCUGGGUUAAAAGAGAUCUUGCAUUCAGGCUUUCACUUCUGUACCUCAAGGCCUUGUCCCAAAGUUACCAUACAUGGAGGUAGGUGAAGGAUUAAUGCCCAAACAGUCCCACUAAGAUGUCCAGUCAAAGUCUGCAGUUACAGGGUCACCCAUUGUCAGGUUGUAAUUCUUAAUCUUGAUUGGAAAGAGGCCAGAUUCUCCAGGAAUCUUGCCCCACAAACAGAGCAGACUAUUCCAGUCCAUAUUCCAGUUCAGAAAGAAAAGUUUUCACAGAUCUGGAGUUAGGAGAGUACAGACUUGAUUGUAACAAGGAAUAGGACAUGACUGGGGUUUUUCCUUGCUAUUACUCCUCUGUAUAUAAUUGUAGAUAUUUUUACCUCAGCCUUGGAAGAUACAUCAAAAGUUAUUCUUUUGUUAGUGUAAUAUUUGCACACUAGAGUUAAGUAAUUCCAAAAUGUUCUACUUUAAUUAUUAUAGGUAACAGUUUUUCAGGAUGAAGCUAAACAAUAGUUUUUCAAAGACUUGAAGUGGGAGUAGUGGUGACAUCAUUGCCAGUGCUGUACACGUUUUUUAAAAAUUAUUCUGCUGUUGCUUCUAGUCAAACUGGUUCUGAAAUCUUGCCACCUUCACUUUUUAAAAAUACUUGCUUACAUAGGGAUCAAUUUUGCUUGCCUUAAGGUUAAAGGGAUUUGAGAGCAUUGCUCCAUCACUAUUAAAGAAUCCUAACUCUUCAUAAUCUUUGUAUUGUAUGCAUUCUUAAAGUUUAAAGCUAGGAUUUCCACCUACUGUUCAGGCACAAUAGUACCCCAGUGUGUUUCUGCAGCUGUUACAGCUCAUAAUCCUGUUAUCGUCUUUAACUUGACACUUUGUCUUUUUUGCAGCUUGUGGUGCAGCGACUAGGGUAUGACACUCGGGUGACUAUCCUUGGCCAUGUGCAAAGGGGAGGCACUCCCUCUGCAUUUGAUAGGAUUUUGGUAAGUAGACGCAGGCAGCCUGUGUGUUCAGCCCCUCUGUUUAGGGUGUGACAUAGUUCCUUGUCCUCAUUCAGAUUGUAGAACAGUCACAAAUGCCACUGGCUUUCUAGUAUAUGGGGUAGUGAGAAGAAGGUCAUACAUAAAUGAGCAAGUCAUGGAUUAAAAAUUGUACUCAGCCAUUAUGUUCUCUGGAUUUUGGACAAUAAGUAUCUCUCAGGAUAAAAUGAGGUAGAACCAUGUAUGUCACCCUGACCAAGGAGGACUAGGUAAUUCUGUAAUACACAUACAGCAUCUAACAUUGAAAUCAGUUUUCUGUCUGUCUCAUAAUUUCCCAUUGCGACAUUCCAUCAAAAUGGCUGGUCCAGAGGAAAUGAAGCCAUAGCAUAUGAGGUCUGCAUCUGACAGCCUUUAGCAUGGAGCUAGCCUUCUGAAGGGUGCUAUCUGACCACUGCUCAUUGUCUUCUCCAUAGGAAAACGGGGAGAAUGGAUAAGCAAUAUUUGUGGCAGUGGGGAUUGGACUUCUUUUUGCUCUAUUUCCUGCAAGAUUUGACCUUCCAACACAAUGAGUUGCUGAUCAGGGAAUAGCAUUGGAACUUCCAAGGACGUAUAUAGGUGCUUAGCAAAAUGGAAGUAGAGGCCAUAUAAAGAAGGAGACUCUUGAUCACCUAUGGAAUUAUGUACAUGAUUUAGGGGCUCUUUGCUUUCUCAUCUGUUCUGCAAUAGAUUUUAAAGCAACCUGUGGUCAUUUGUUCUUAUAGUAUUGUAAUAAUUAUCCCUCCCUAUUUCUAAUUCUGCAAAACUGUUCUAUACAAAGAACAUUCUGUAGAUGCUUGUUGGCAUGUAUCAAAGUCGGCAUAACCUUCAUGCAAAAUGUUCACAUAUGGUUAAAGGUUUCUUACAGAUUUCUUAUGUUUUUUUUAAUUCAUUUUCAGGCAAGUCGCAUGGGUGUGGAGGCUGUCCUUGCCCUUCUAGAGGGCACACCUGAAACUCCUGCUUGUGUGGUCUCCCUGUCUGGAAACCAAGCUGUCCGCCUGCCUUUAAUGGAGUGUGUGCAGAUGGUGAGUUGCUGAAAAGAAGCAGUUGUGUUUGUUCAUUGACACUCUCUUGUUGGUUAGCCAUCAAUAGUUGGUUGUUACUUGGAGCCUGGAAAGAUGUGAGCAGAACUCUUAUCCACGUUGGGCACAAUGAACUCCAGUCAUUCCUUCAGUGACAGUAACUGGGCUAUUUGUUACUGCCCCAUGAAUCUUGACAGCAAACAGCACUGCUUACCUUUUGUAAUGCAGAUGCCUUUAACAUAGUAGCUGCACAUUUAUAUUCACAAUGAGUCUCUUGCUAUCUAAACUCUCAUUUCUUGUGGCUAGUUUAGUUUAGUGACUACACAGUAACACCCACAUACCAUAAUACACAUACAUACCAAUGAGCUGCAUGCUGAGAUUAUUCUGGUUUCCCAAAACCUUCGCAAUAAUGUUCAAUUGAGGCAUUCUGUAUGUUGCAGUCUUAUAAUGCAUGAUUUGAGACCAUGAAGCUAAUAAAAUAUAGUCCUUUCCUGUUUAUUUCUGAUUUUAAAAUUUAUGCUUUAGCUUUCCCAGGCAUUGAAGUAACAUUGGCUGAAGUGCUGGGCUGGUUAAGAGUCCAAUUAUAUACAUGUCUACUGAGACACCAGUCCCAUUGAACUCAAUGGGGCUUAUUUCUAAGUAGACAGAUUGCAUUAUAAAUCCCACUGAAAUAAUUUGGAUUUACUAACCUGAGCAAGGCUAUAGCGAUUGUCACCAUUCAGAUCUACUUCAUAGCCUUCUAGCAUUGUGAUAGAUAAUAUCAUUUUCUAAUAAAUGAUGACCUUUUUUCUUCUUUAUUUCAAAAAGACCCAAGAUGUACAGAAAGCCAUGGACGGAAAAAGAUUCAGUGACGCUGUGCAACUUCGUGGAAGGUACUCCUCUGUUGUUUAUUUCUCUGCUGGCAGCAAUAACUUUUCUAAUAAAUCAUAGCUAAUUGUGUUAAGGCAGGCAUAGGCAAACUCAGCCCUCCAGGUGUUUUGGGACUACAAUUCCCAUCAUCCCUAGCUAGCAGGACCAGUGGUCAGAGAUGAUGGGAGUUGUAGUCCCAGAACAUCUGGAGGGCCGAGUUUGCCUAUGCCUGUGUUAAGGGAUUAUUUUUCACGGCUAAGGAACAGGGGGGAAUAGAUUCUUUUACUCUAGUUUCUAGUGUACACAUUUUAACCCCCCAAACCCUCCAAAGUUAUGUGACUAUUCUAGGCCAAUUCUAUACCGGAAAAGGAAUUCUACCAGUAUUAUCUCUGCAGAAUUUAAAAUGCCAUUUCAUCAGAAAUGGUGCUUGCAUUGCUUUUCGCAGUUCAUAGAGCACAUAAUAUUGAAUGCUAAGUGGGUAUCAGUUGUGGAGUUGCACAGGGAGGAGCAAAUGUAAUUUCUGAAAGAUUCCCUCAAAUGGCAAAUCAUAAGUGGUCAUUUGCCUGUCUUAAAUGUAUAUGAGACAUUUGUUGUUGUUGGCAUCUGUCUAUCUCAAGAGACAUGGGAGUGCGCCUCUGGAGGUGAAAUCAAACCGUUGAAAGCAGAGUGAAGAUAUUUCCCAUUCAGUCCUCUCCAAAAUAAAACAAGUUGCACGAGGGAAAAUCAUUCACAUUCCAUGAUUUGUAUCCAAUGAAGUUGAAGGGCUGAUGAUGGAAAGCACUGGUGGAAAUGGAGGAGUCUACCAGCCUAGCCAGGAAGCGGGGAAUUUUUCACCAGUUCCCCCUUCCACCUUCAGUCCCCUAAACCACAUCUCACAUUGUUCCAUUGGUUCCCAAGCCAACUAGAAGCGGAAUUGGUGACUCUGUCAGCAGAGCAACACCAAUGGCUACAACCUAUGUCUCAAAUACAAUCUACCAAGUAACAAGUAAAGAUAUAUAGUUACUAAAUGCUCUGAGUGACACUUUAGGAUAGAAAAAUACAUCUCGGUAUUCUCUAACAUUGUGAAAUAGCUUUAUUAUUCAGACAACAGCGUGAAAAUAUCGUUUUCUGUUGCAGGAGUUUUGAGAACAACUUGAAUACUUACAAGCUGCUGUCUACCAAAAGGACAGCUGCUGACCUUCCCAAGGUACUUCUUAGAUAGUUGUCAAGUUGUCUGGUUAAUUCCUCAUUCCUUUGUCCUUAGGGUGGCCAAUUAAGUGCAUCACCAAGAAAGGGCAUGCCAAUCUGCAUAAAAAUUGAAAAUGCUGAUGUAUAUGAAUUUAAAAAUAGUUGCUACAGUUUAAAUAGAAACACCAUCCUGCCCUUGUGGGGAAGACCUUUCUCCUUACUCAGUUUGCUGUCCCAAGAGCUAAUAAAUGGAUGGCUUACAGCAAACAUGCCAAUCUGUAGAUUGGCCCUUCCUCUUCCUCCUUAUGGUUCUUUAUACUUUUCUUGCUUUUCAACUGCUUUCAAAUAGAGGACUGUCCUCUGUGUAGUAGAAGACGCUACGUGUUUUGUUGAGAAAGCAUCUAAACACACACAGCAGGUUGUUCAGAAUUUUGAAAACGGUCUCCAUGGAAACAUCUGUGGACUAUGGACUUGUAUAUUGAGUUGAAGCCUGGCAGGCAGUGAUCUAAAUUUUGCUAAUACAGCAUUUUGUAAACAGUCUAAAUUUUGUAAACAUUGCCAUGUCUAUUUCCUUGUUUAAACUCCCAAAAUACAAUUUUUCCUGAAAGGUCUAGGCCUCUCUCAGAUAACCAAUUCCAUGUCUAGUUGUGAAAUUCAAAGGUGUACCUAACGAGAGGUACUGAAUGCAUCUAUAUACCACAAACUGUGUUACAGUGGUCUACCAGCUGGUCAGCUGAAAGUUAUUUUAAAACAAGGUUUUUUGCCCAGUGCUAAUGUAUGUCGGGAGAAAUGUACAUACUGGUUUUGCAAAAUGGCACAAUAAGUGGGAAAUAUCUGCAGCUACAGUUUUACUUUUAAAUCUUUCUGUUUUCUUUAACAGGAUGAUAUUUCAUGUAGCGUAUGUAAAAAAUAAACAAAGUGACUAACCUUAGCAAGGUCUUUUGCUUGCUAGGUUGGCAGGCUCUAUUAUUUUUGCAUGGCAAUGGGAUUUGAUAUAUAGUUAUUUUUGUUUUUCGACUGUGCACUUUUUUGCUUAAAGCUGGACAACCAGUAUGCUCUUCAGUUUUGCCACAACUUUGAUUUACACCAAGCGUAACUUUGCAGAAGCUUUAAUAGAGCGCAUAAGACGUGCUUAUUGUGAAGUUGAAAGAAUUCUCCAGAAAAUGCAAAAGGUCCCCAUUUAUUGUCAUGGUGAAAAGGUAGAAAAAUGCCAUGUAUUUCAAGAAUCGCUUGAAAUACCACAUGACUUUUAUACCCCUCAUUUUCAGUUCCACUAUUUUUAUAUGACUUGGCAUAGGCAGACAUGGUCCUCCGAAAAUACCCCUUGUUGUGAGGCCUCCUCAUUUUCCAUACAAAAAGUGACAUAAAUGGCUCCACGUGAGGCCUGGCAUACUACCAGACUCUCCAAUAGGGCUGCCAUUUUUGUGAUUAAGAAGGUAGAAUGAGCAUGAGCAGGUUGUGUUUUAUUUUCUGCUUUCUGAGACUCAUAAGAGGCAGAUCAUACAUUAAAAUGGCCUUGAAGUGGCUCUCAUUUUUCAUUUAUGCCACAGAAGCUGGCAGGUUUAGGAGAAUUCCAGCCAUUCUUGCAACAUUUGCAAGCAUGAAUUAAUUAUCAGAGACUGUGAGAGCCAUAGGGAAGGAGGGAUUAUAAGGGAACCAGAUUUCCAGGGAGGCACUCCCAACAUAAGCUUCUUUCUUAGAAAGUACAGGAGAAAGAUUCUUCAGAAACAUGCUCUUUGUUGAAAUGCUGUGCAGAGGUGGGAAUAAGGCCUCAGUCAGAGGGGUGAAAUAUAGGCCUGUGCUUUCCAAGAGCCCAAAUUUUCUCUCAAGGGGGCUGGUAAUUGCCGAUUUAGUCAAUUGUCUAGAUAAGAGUAGACUAGCCUCCUUAAAGACAUGCUCCUUAAAGACAUGCUCACAUUCCAAACUGCUAGGUUGGCAGCAGCAGGGGCCAAGCAAUGGGAGCUCACCCCGUCACGGGGAUUCGAACUGCCGACCUUCUGAUCGGCAAGUCCUAGGCUCUGUGGGAUCAGCAAGUCCUAGGCUCUGUGAUUUAACCCACAGCACCACCCGCAUCCGCUCAUGACAGUUUAUCUGAAAGCAAAAGAGAUGAUAGUGGUGUUCUGUUGAUCAGCAUUUUGAGUACUUAGGUUACAGAACUACAACCAAUAAUUACUUCAUUAAAUUUGUUUCCACGAGAAUGUGGUGCUUCCUUGAGGGCAGUAGAUGAAGAAAUUAAACAUCAAUCUGAAAAUCAAAAUCUUGUAAUACAGCAUAUAACCCAUUGUGACAGACUGUAUUCUCCUCAAGAGGAUUGCUUGUGGCAAUUGUGUAGUUUGAAGUUUGUAUUUUUACGUUGUGAAUUGCCCUGCGAUCUUCGGAUGAAGAUGGUAUACAAAUUUAAUAAAUAAAAAUAAAAUUCAUGUUCUACCUUAUGUACACAUCAAAGGUGCUUAAAAGGUGCUAGAAUAAUGUUAUAUCCCACACUUGAGCAACCUAUAGGCAGAUGGUAUGGCAAUAGUUUUAUAACGCUGAAAAGAGUGGUUGUCAAAUGCCAAACUGAUAGGGUUCUCAGAUACUUUAAAACAUUGUUAGGUGCUGGCAAUAAUGAAUCAAUCGCUUGUGCCAUAGCUCAACACAAUACGGCAUGUGGCAUCACAUACUUUGGUUGCAAUGGGCCAAGGAACAACAUUGCACAAAAGCCAUGUAUGCAUGCAUAUGGUUAUUUGGGUUACAAUUCCUAUUCUGUAUAAAUUUGUUUCUGUAUGCAAUGCAUGUGCUUGUUUCUCUAUGCUGUGUUAUUGUUAUGCCAGAAUCUGGACUGGAUAGUUCAAUGCCUCACAUUUUAAUUUGGACCUGCUGCUGAUUGCAAAUAACUGAAGGCUCCCUGAGUGCUAUGAAGGGUUGACCCCACAAUCUAAGAUUAGUUUUAAAAUUAAGUUUUAUAUAAUGUGAUGGGGUUCAGAAGGUAAGGUGUGUGUCUUGCUUUCAUUUGAUGCACUUUUAUAUUUUUGUCACUGGAUGUUCAGAUUUACCGCUUGAUGAUUCCUUUUUCCUGCCAUGGGGUUUAUGUUCCUGACUAUAUUUUCUCUCUCUUCUGCUGCAGACUAACUUCAAUGUAGCUGUUUUAAAUGUUGGUGCUCCAGCAGCUGGCAUGAAUGCUGCCGUUCGCUCUGCCGUGAGGAUCGGUAUAACCGAAGGACACAAAAUGUUUGCUGUCACUGAUGGAUUUGAAGGCUUUUCUAGAGGGCUGGUUCGUAUAUACCAAAAAUUGUAUGGGAAGUGUUCCAGUUGCUGGAAAUCACAGGAGGGAAAAGAGUUAUUGUGCUCAGGGUCUUGCCUGAAGGUUUCCCACAGGCGGCUACUGUGAGAACAGGAUUCUGGACUGGAUAGGCCACUGGUCUCAUCCAGCAGACCCUUCUUAUUUUCUUUUUUUAUUUUUGUUUUAACUUGCCCUCUGGCAGGCCCCCAUAACUUAAUUUUCCAGCUUUCAAAAUGCACUUUCAUACAAAGAUUGCAAUUCAAAGAAACCAGAGCUAGGUUUUCCACUGAUAGAUACUAUGCAAUGGGAAUGGAGAAGAGAGGGUCCUCCUUGGGGAGAACAUAUGUUGACUGCAGAGAUAAAUUUAAUGAAAUUUGUUAUGGGAGGGGUGUUUGUGAGGUAUUUUUAGAACACUAAACACAAGUGACCAACACCACCAAACAACACGGAGCAGGAGUCUUGUUAUGACAGAUGGAUAUUGCGCAUCUCCCAUAGGAGCUCUCCUCAUAGAGGCAGUUUCAAAUAUAGUAAAAGCAUAACGGUUUGAUCUAUUUUUGCUUGGAUUGCAGCUAAUUCUACCCCCGUACGUCUAAAAAAAUACCCUUUAAAUCUUCUUGAAGAAGAAAUGAUUAACUAUGUUUACAUGAAGCGUUUGCUUCUUUGAUACUUCCUGAGAAAUCUUCCAUAUCAGAUUCAAUAUAUUUGGUCUCAAGGGUAGCUUUGAAGUGACCUUGGCAAGAGGCCAUAUUUGGCAGUUUGCCUAUCCCGGAAUAGCUGUGGGAGUAUGAAAUCUAUGGAGAUAAGAAUACACGCUAGAUAACUAUUUCUGAAAUUAUAUCACAAAAUCUGUUGUGUUUGAUUCUUGUUUCUCAGUUGUGGUGGUGUUUGUUGAAUGCUGCAUUUAUAGUGUGCCCAGUGCUGGGACUCCUGAUGCGGCAUGUUUAUGAGUCUAUAAUAUAUAUGUUAUUAUUAUAAAUUGUUCAAAAUAAAUCCAGAUUGCCUCUUUGUUAAACAGGUAGAAAUUAGCUUGAACAUUUCAGAGCAUCUCUCAACUGCAUCACAUUGUGACACUUCUUAGGACUGCAGAGUGGUAGUCAACUUAAGUUUUACUCAGAGUAGAUCUAUUGAAAUUAAUGGACCUUUCAUUUCAGUGUGUCUUCUCUGAAUAAAACAUAAAUUAAUACCACCUGCAAAAUUUCAUUCCCAAACCAUUGACAAGUUGCUUUCCACCGUAAGGAGAGACCAUUGCUCAAAAGUACUAAAAAUAUAAAUUUAUCUGUAACUUUUAUUAUUAUUUUUAUUUAUUGAAUUUAUAUACUGCCCUGUACCUGGAGGCCUCUUGUAAGAAUCCAUUUGGACUUCUAUUUUGUUUAACCCAUUAGAUAAAGUUAGAGCUGAGCCAAAAUUUAUCAGAAGACAUUUUUCUGAGAUUUUUCUUUUUCUGAACCCCCUUUACCCCGCAAAAAAAAGAAAGCCACUCCAAAUGUUCUGUGCCAUAUUUUUGUUGGAGCCACCAUUCUCUGUCCCUCCAUGUCCUUGAACGUCACUAGAUCUGGGGCUUUGUGGAGGACACAAAAUGGUGGCCAGACUACCAGCACAGUUAGCACUUGCAACAACAGCAAAACACACACACACACCAUUGUGGGAGUGGAGAGAAAGAAACUGUGCUGCUGCCAUUGCUAAUACCGAGCCACAUCUCGGAGAAGCUGUCACCAUCUUUAUCUUCCCCCUGGAAAAAUGUGUUGAUUUCCCCAGUUUCUCUGCUCACAGAGUGGAGAAUAUUGAGAGGCCAUCUGCACACGAAAAACAUCUGAAGGAGUGCCAGAGCCCCGUGCCACAUUCUGUGACCUGCCACUGUUUUUGUUUCUCUUCUCAUAUUAAAGGAAUGCAAUGUUUUUGUGCAAUUGUUCAGGACAGAAGGUGUGUAGGUCUCCCUAUUUCAUUAGAUGGUACCCUGGUCUAUUAUCCUCUCUGGAAAAGUGGAAGUUGAAAACUGAACUGCAAGAAACAUUGGUUUGGACCCGCUGUACAGUGUAGUGCUGAACGAAGUUAACUUUUGUAUCCAUUGCAGAAAUGACCUAAAAUGUGUAUCUAAACUAAGGCAUAGUAAUUCAAAAACUAUGUCUUUUUUGUUUUGAAUGAUAGAUCAAAGAAAUCAGCUGGGGAGAUGUUGGAGGUUGGACUGGCCAAGGCGGGUCAAUUCUUGGCACAAAACGGUAAUGUGAUCUUUCAUACUGAUAUCUUUGAGAAAAUUAACUUUCACUUGUGUGUGUAAUUUAGUGUGAAGAUUUAUAUACAGACUUGAUGCAGCAGUCAAUAAAGGGGAAAUUUUUGUGAACAUUGCUAAUGCAGACUUUGGAAGAUCAUAGGGGCUGCAGAGCGAGAGAAGAGGACUGUGAAGUCCCAUUUCUUGAGCAGAUCUGCUCAUGCAGCAUUGGAUUCUGCCUCAUAGUUUUAAUUAAUGCUUAUUAUAAAAAGGGAGAGAAGACUUGCUUAAUGGUGUGAUAGAAGGACCUUCUAUAACUUGAUCCUGAAAUUUAAAUGUUUUUACCUCAGCAUGUAUUAUAGAUAUUGUAAAGGGGAAAAUAGAAUUUUUUUAAGGAACAUAAUUAAUUUGCAGUUACAUUUUUUAUGAGGCAUAAAGUGUGUGUAGGUCAGACAAUGUCAACCAGUCAUCACAGGAAGCAAAGGUUUUUCACAAAGUGCUAUAAUGUAAUAGUUUAGAGAUUGGGUGUAACCUUCAAAAGUAAGAUGUGGAAAAACACUUAGUGUAAAAAAUUAUAGUCCCUUUUAAUCAUAUAGCCUUAAGUGCCCUGCAAAAAGCCUUUUUAACAGAGAUGUGUAUAUAUUUUAGUGCACUCCCUGGAAAGUAUUUGGAGAAGAUUGCAGAACAAAUGCGAACUCAUAACAUCAAUGCCCUCUUGGUAAUUGGUGGAUUUGAGGUAUGUCACUUUGUUUUGUUUCCCUUGUGAAUUCUUGUUAAAUGAGCAUAUAACAGCUGAAACAUUGUAGUCAACGAUUAAUGCUAAAAUUUAGAUUCCAGUAAGACCAGCAAGAUUAUUUAAUUUAAACCUAACCAAUCAGUUCACAAGGUUCCAAUAUGUUAAAUGUCUAGAUAUUAACUAAGUUACGUUGCAGUUAUGUAGUAGGAGUUGGAACUCUAUGUGCGGUUUCUAUUUUCAUGUUUCUUAUUAUGCUUAGAAUUAUGCAGUGGGUAUUUUUUUUAAUGAAUUGCAUUUAAUGAAUCUUCCCACAGCAUGGUGCCAAUUCUGAAAGCCAAACUCCUGUUCAGGAGUCCAACUUUCCUAAACAUGGCUUUCAUAAACCUGUUAUUUAAUCAACAUUAUUGAUAUACUGAUGUCAUCCGUGUAGGAUUGGGGGUGGGGACCUUAAAUUUGUAAGAUUUUAUUCUCUGUGUUAUACAAUACUUGGAGGAAUGCUUAGAUGUAUUUACAGUAUUAUGUUGUAUGUUGUCUUAUAUAUUCUGUUUUGGCCUUUCCUAGUGUGUCUCUGUGGCUGGCAAUAGAUAGUCGUUUUCAAGUGCAUUGAGAGAGAGGCUUCACUUCCCAUCUAGUAGACAUUUGUUUCUGUUCUACUAACAUCUGCAGUGAAACAGAAUUUUGAAACGUUGCGAAAGCCUGUUUACCAAAUGUGUCAUGAGCAGUGAUUCCCUCUUUCAAAUCACUUUUGACUCUCUGGAAAAAACCAAACAAACCACUAUUUCCAGCAUGUGUGUGUUUGUGAUACAGUAAUCAAACCCCUCUGCCCAAACCCCAUCCAUGUUGCAAGCCUUGUCCUCUUGUUGUCCCCUCUAAUUCUGCAUUCGUUACCACAUGUGCCCAUCAGGCCUACUUGGGACUUUUGGAACUGUCCGCUGCCCGGGAGAAAUUUGACGAGUUCUGUAUUCCCAUGGUUAUGGUUCCUGCAACCGUAUCCAACAAUGUACCGGGUUCUGAUUUCAGCAUUGGUGCAGACACUGCUCUGAACACUAUCACUGAUGUAAGUUUCUCUUCUCUUGGUGCAUGCUCACUAACAUAGCUAUCCCAGGUGCUGCUGACCACGGCUAGAGCUGGAGACUUUUGUGAACCAGAACGCCCCCAAAACAUGAUUGUGGCAGAAACGAGGUGUAAAUACAUGUGCGUGCACGCACACAGAGAGAGAGAGAGAGAGAAAGAAAAUUUUUUUGAUUAGCCCAUCGAUUUCAGAAAGUUUGUAAACUACAUUUUUACUUUAUUCAUUCAUUCAUACAAAAAUUAUAUUGCACCUUUCCAAAAAUUUGAUCUUCAAGGGUUUUUACAAAUACUUAAAACAAUGUAAAAACAUAUAAUAAUGGAUCCAGUCAGAAAAUAGCAGCGAAGACAGAUAACGAUUAAAAGCUCAGAGUUAAUUUGGCAUCUAAAAGAUUGAAAUUAUGAAUGGUUUUAGUUAAUCAUCACUCUUUGGCUAUUUACUCUCUGAGGAUAGAAAGAAAUCUGUUUAUUUCCAUCACACCUCCAAUGUGCUUGUGCACAUCUGUGUGACUUAAAUUCAUGGCUAGCAUGCUCAGGAUUUCUGAUGGAGGAUUUACCUUUUUAAACAGAAUUUUCUAUUUCUGUUGCAAAGCAGACUGCUGUCACAUCACUGGAAAAUAAAUACACUGCUGCUUCCCCAUCUCCAAGGGCACUUGGUGUAAAUUUUCCUCAAGCAGCCUCUUUUCUCCAUUCUGUUUGGCAAACUGCUCUUUCUGGUGUCUCCAAAACAUUUUAUGAUUUGUCAUAAAUCUGCUUUUACAUGUGUUGAAAGGCAGAGCAUCCCUGAGCAACAUGCAGUGAGCUAUAUAAAUCUUUAAAGAACCCUGUAAAAUUUGCAUGUUUGAUUGCAACAGGUUUCAUAGGUGCAAGCCUGCUUUAUUAGAUAAAAAAAAAACAAAAAACAGAGACACCAAGAGCUCAAAGCAGUUCUGCUGUUUCCUGCUUAUGUCAUUCUUGGCAAUUAAAGUUUCCUUCCUCACAAGACACUUAACGUAUUUCCAGUUCUGGUACAUAACAUUCUCCACCUCUAGUUUUAUAGGCAAACUAAGGUGAGUAAUGGUCUCCUGCAUGUUUCUUGUUAUCCUCUCUGCUUCAUGGAUUUUCUUGGGACCUGUAGAUUACUUUUCUGAAAGAAAUGGUUUUUCCUUCUUUUGCAUUAUACUCAAAAUGCAGAUGUCACCAAGUUGGACUAGACUGUAGGUAGAUGGUAGUUUCUACAUUUCUUUCAGUAGAAGCUGAACCAUCUUAGAAUCGCUGUGGCUUCUAUACAAGGGAAGCAUUGUGGCUGGUUUAGCAUUUAUUUUCUUCGGUCAGUAGUUCUCAAAUGGUAUUCCGGUGGUGGUAAGGAAUAGAGAUUUCUCACCACUGUGAUCUUCUGCUACCACGUUCAGCCACUGAGUAUUAUGGAAUGCAUACUCCGUUUCCAACAGGUACAGCUUGCUCCACACAGGAACUGACCAUGUGCCCUAAAGAUAACUCAGAAUCCUCUGCAACCUGGAAGAUGUUGAUGAAGAAAGGAAGUUCUAAAAACACUGGCAUAUAUAUUGCUUCCAGAUGGAGGUUUAGCUUUCAAGCUUUUAUUUUUGCCUUGGGCAUCUGCCCAUCAGGCUGUCACCUGUUGUCCAAAGUCAGGAAGUGCAACAUAGUUGAGAAUUGCAAUGUCGUUACCUGUUCUCACCUGUCCUUUCCUGUCUUCAUCUGAGAUUGUUCUCUCCCAGUCCUCACUGUUACAUUUGAUUUUGUGAGAUCUUAACCUGUCUGUCCUUUUGUCCAUUUUUCUUCUCUCACCAUUCUUUUCCCCUCAGUUUCUCUGUCCUCCAUCUUGUUUCCUUUCUGCUUCCCUCUCUGUCUCCUUUUCUCACUCCCUGCAGCCAUCUUGGGCUCAGGAGUGCUUUUUAAAAAGACAACUCUAGUUUACAGCCACCUCUUUCUGCUCAUCUGCCUCCUCCACUGUGGUGGCCGCUCUGUUGAAGGCCACUCCAGGCCACAACUGAUCACCAGUUGAGCAAGUCUUACUGCCCAAGUGAAAUGGCUUGUAACCUUGGGAAUAAAGUUACCACGUCAUGUUGGAAUUUGUAACAGUAAGCAAUGUGAAAAUUAUGUGUGUUUGGAGGUGUACCCUGAACAUUAGGAAGAGCUCAGAUUAAAAUUGAGUACAAUCCCAUGGCCUGAAAUUUUGAAGGAGAAAAAUGUUCAAGAGGGAUGAGAGAUUGUAGAAAGUGAAAUACUGAAGUCAUAGUUGCAAGCAUUUCCAAGGAGGAGAGAAAAUGGGAGACAUCUAAAUAAUUCAUUGUGGCUGUGCAGGGGUAUGGAGAUGGAAGGAAAAGCAUUUAACUAAGGGCAAAUACAGUAGAGUGGCUUGAACCCAUAAGGACUGUGUCAGGAAGGCUAAAUCUCAGAAUGAACAAAGGCUUCCAGGGGUUUCUGAACACAACAAAAAUGGAUUCUGUGUUCAGAACAAGAAGGUCAAGAAACAAGCAAAUUGCCUGUUUAGGAAAGGUGUUGAAGUAUUAACAGAGGGUGGAGAGAAGGUGGAACUACUCAACUCCCAUUUCAGGAAAAGUUAGACAAAUGAUAUAUGGAUGGAUUUGCAGUCCAAGAUAGGUAAGGAAAUAGCUGGAGAAGAGAACACAUAACAACUUUAAAUAAGUUGAUGUCUCCAGGGUCAGAUGAAGUACAUCCAAACGUGCUGAAGGGGCUUGCAGAGUUUAUUUCAGAACUGCUCUCUGAAUCUUUGAGAAUUCUUGGAGAAUGUUUGAGAGCCUGGACAGAGACAAACGUACCUAUUUUCAAAAAGGGGAGGAAAGGUGGAUCUAGAAAACCACAGACAGUUGGCUUGAUGCUGAUACUGGGCAAAACUCUAGUCUAGAACAUAUUAUUAAGCAGUCCAUCUGUGAGCAUCUAAAAAUGAAUGCACUGAUUACUAGGAGCUUUCACAGGUUUAUCAAGAAUAAGUCCUGCCAGACAACCGUCUCUCCUUUACUGAUAGAAUGACUACUUUGGUAGAUCAUGGGAAUGCCAUGGACAUAGUAUAUCUUGAUUUCAUUUUGUUGGCUGAACAAAACUACUGUCAAGCAGAUUCACAACUGGUUGAACACUUGUACCCAGUGCACGCUUCUUACUGGCUCUGUAUCAAACUGGGUAUCAGUAUAGUGAUAUGUGUUAGUGUUGGACCUCGGCUAGGGAGGCUGGGCUCAACUCCCUAUUCAACCAUCAGGCUCACUGACAGUUACAAGUUGACAUACCUUACAGUAUUGUGUGGAUAAACUGUAUCCACAAUACUUCACGUAUGCUAGCCUGUGAUCCUUGGGAGAGCGGAUUAUGUUUGAAAGCUUAAAUGUAUAAUACAAUAAAUCUCCUUCAAACUGAUUGUCAAAUUCUUGGCUUGUUAGUUCACUAAAUGUAGGAGCUGGUCUCCACGUUAUGCAGAAGGAGUUGGUGGAAAUUAUGGACUGUGGAUAGCUAUGUUCUUUAAUGUGUUCUUUCAAAAACAAAAACAAAAUCCUACCUGCACAUCAAGGUGAUUGUUAUGCUAACCCUUUCUGUUUGACAUAUAAGUUUUCUACAAGUUCUUCUUCCUCCUUUUUCUGAUUCGGGGGAAUUAAAAAGUUAUGAACCUAUCCAUAGAAUCCUGUCACCACAUUCUGCAUAACAUGUGUAGUCCAGUUUUUUUUAAAAGGAUUCUUUAUAGGAAGGGUUUUUCAAAUAUUAAGUAUGCCUCUUCAGUACACUUGAUGUUUCUCAGUCACACAGACUGCUACUCUGCCAUGACAGAGCAGGAAGCAGCAAGAUCAGUGUGGCACAUAACAGUCUAAAUGCAUUAAGUGCAAAAGAUAGACUAUAAAUUUGAAUGAGUUUUUUACAUUUAAUUUGCAGAUUUAUAAAUAGCUUCACAACCAAAAGUUAACAAACAGGAUAAAAUAAGAUAAAAUGCAAAAGGCUACACACUUUGUAAACCGAAGACAACGAAACCAUUUCUAAAAUCACACAAUUAGUAAAAUAAAAGGACUGAGUCAGACUUCAUAGGAAUCCGUCUUAAACACAAAUAUCUUGAUUAGCUGCCCAAAUGUCAAAAUACUCAGGGCUGUCUGAUUCCAGUUAGUAACUCAUUCCAGAAGGCUGGAUCUGCAACACUAAAAGCCUGCUUUCUAGUGAAUACAGUACAAUGCAGGAGUGUAGUUGACAGGCACUGUUAUUUGGGGAAGGCAAUCAUUUAGGUCACUUUGUCCCAAGUUGUUUAGGGGUUUUAAUGCUAAAGUAAAUCCUUGACUUGUGGUAGGGUUGCCUAUUGGCACCCAGUACAGUUCCCUCAUCAGAUGUUAUACGGUGUGAAUGGCAUGUCAGAGCCAGCGACCUAGUUCUGCACCAGCUGCAGUGGGAGAUUUAGUGCCUAUACUUCCGGGAGAAACUUCUUUGAGAGGAAUGAAUGAAUAAAAUAGAACUACAUGGCCAAAAUCUGAAGAUUUUCAGCGCUUGAUAGAACACUGCUAUAUAAAAAGUUCAGUCCUGUUAAGUUAGUGGUUGCAUCAUUCAGAAGUAAGAAUUUAAAUGCAUCUUGUCAGGGAUAAAUGCAUCUUGCGAUAGUGCUGCUCUUGACAGGCCUUCACCAAUCUGCUUACCUUUUACUUUGGCCCUCUCAUGUGGCCUGUGUUCAGCAUUACAUGAGAAACACCCUGUCCCCUUGACUUUGGAGAUAGAAGAAGAGUUGUCUCAUGUCGUACUUUGCUUUGGCAAGCCUUGGCCUGCUCCUCAGCCCAGUGUGAUGAUAUGACUGUCCCUAGCCUCUCUGGCAUGUACAGAAAACUGGAGAGGAAGAUUAGUAGCGCCCACAAAUGAUGGCCGGCUAGUAAGCUGUGCCUAGCUUCUUCUGUGCUCCUAAUCCAUUUUGAAAGCUGAGUUUGACAAGCAGGGUAUAAAUAACCUAAAUGGUUAUUUUCCUUAACCUUUCAGAAAACAGAACCGUUGCUAAUUUCCUUUACUACUAAAUGAUUUCAGUCUUUCUGUGCUUUCCACGUUCUGCUUGUUUCACCUUUCUAACUUCUGCCGAUCUUUCUUCUGCACCAAUGCAGACCCAGCAACCUGUGGUGGGUCUACACGAGCAAAACCCUUCUUAAAAUCACCAGCUUGGGAAGUCUUUGCACCCUCGGAAAGUCAGACCUUCCAUUGCCAUGCACAAAGAGCCACUAGCAUAACGCCUAAUCAGUAACUAUGCAAAGCAAGAGCACCAUGUGUGUUGCUUAUCAUUCCUUGUACCACCACUUCAGGCCUUCGAUGGCUGCCUGCAGUUAUUUGAAGCACGGCCCCGUUUUGAGGAGUUUUGCAUUCCUAUCUGCAUUGUGCCUGCUACUAUUAGCAACAAUGUGCCCGGCACUGACCUCAGUAUCGGUGCUGACACUUCCCUGAACGCCAUUGUAGAGGUAAGACGGAAAAUACUUAAACCCAUGUCUGCAAGAUGAAAGAGAAGAAAGGUUUCCCUUUGGUUUUAUGCCACUAAGUUAUUGGGGCUGAAUCAAAAUUGUGGUUUCAAAUUCUGAAGGUCACUGCAUCAAAACUCAUGAAAUUUAGCCAGGAUCCCAUGCACCAGAUCUCUUCAACAAGAUCAGCCCAUAAAAUGCAGGUGCUGGUAGACAGGAACAAGUAGGAUGCGCCAUAGGUUUGUGCACAGGAAGAACUCAAAAUGCCAGGUUAUGCUCCCAACUGUCAAUCAUUUUAGCUCCCUAAUUUUUAGUUGCUUUAACUAUGCGGUUUUGGAGCAGAAAGGUGGCACGAGCAUUUAAUUGCAACAAAUAUUAUUAUUACUAUUAUUACUAUUACAUCGUCAUCAGUGAUUUUUUGGGGGGGAAUGGUGCUGGUACUCACCAUGAAGUUGUUACAAUAAGUGCCACACUUGUAACAUUUGGAGAGAAAACAGUGUUGGUACUGCAUAUAAAUAAUAAUAAUAAUAAUAAUUUAUUAUUUUUACCCCACCCAUCUGACUGGGUUUCUCCAGCCACUCUGGGCGGCUUCCAAGAAAAGAGUAAAAAUACAUUAAAACAUCAGUCAUUAAAAACUUCCCUAAACAGGGUUGUCUUCUAAACAUCAGAUAGUUGUUUAUUUCUUUGACAUCUGAUGGGAGGGUGUUCCACAGGGCAGGCGCCACUAGCGAGAAGGCCCUCUGCUCGAGUACCCCUAGAAUAAGCUGCUGUUGUUGUUGCUGUUAUUAUUAAAGAUACUUCCUUUGUGGUUGCUAUCCUCCAGGAAUUCAGAAGAGUGUUGUAAGAUCAAAACAGAGAUGUUAGAAAGGCACAGUCUCCUACAGCUGAAAGCAGUGUUCUUUAACCUUUGGUGGAUCACAGCUCCCAUCAUCCACAAGCCAAAGAUGAUGGGAGUUGGGUUUCCAGAUGUGGGUGAGUUACAAGGUUGAAGAGCACUGAUCCUAGAGGCUAGGGCUGCCAGCUGCGCAUCAAACUCCCUCCUUAUGGAAGAGGAAAGAUGAGCCGGCACAAAGACAGGUGCUUUUGAUGUUCUAAAUAAGUGGCCCUGUGGUGCCAGGUUGGGGGGGGGGGUUGCAUUCUAGGGACAAUCAAAACCAUGAGAUCUUCUCCAGGUGGAAGAGAAAACUCUGACUUCAUAGAGGGCAGUUCUGAUGUUGGAUUCCCAUUGUCUGCAGUGCGAAAUUUUCCAGUGUCACAGCUCCAGAUGGUGAUAGGGGUGAGAAGGAUAUAUGUGCUGAGGUUGACCAGGUGAAGGCUGGAUGAUGAUGAUGAUGAUGAUUUAUUGAAUUUGUAUACAGUGGUACCUUGGUUUGCAACCAUUUUGGAUUGCAACCACAUCAAACCCUGAAGUGUGUGUCCCUUUUUUAUUAUUAUUACAACCCAUUUUGGGGGGAUUGCAACCCAUUUUUGGGGGGAGGCCCCAUUGGCGAAGUCGCACCUUGGGUUACAACCUGUUUUAGUUUACAACUGGACCUCCGGAACAGAUUGUGGUUGUAAACCAAGAUAUCACUGUACUGCCCCAUGCCCAGAAGUCUCAGGGCGGUUCAAUCUGAAGGACACAACACUUUGCCACUCCUCCAACUCUUUCAAGCCAGCCCUGAAGCUGGUAUAGCUCAGUCUCUUUUAUUUACUUGGAGGGAAAUGUUUUGUUCUUGAAACAUAAGAAGUAUGGAGGUGCCCAAGAGCAUUUCCACCUUGCUGCAAGAAUCUUUCAGAGCACUGGGUAUGCUAGAUGUACCACCUUCAAUUCUCUCCCUUCCCUGCCCAAGACACAUGGUCCUAUGAAACAGGCAGUUGAAGAAACUGUUAGUUAAUAUUAUGACAAUAUAUAUCACAUGUCAGGCUAUUAAGUUACCCAACUGAUUGCUUUAGAAGGUAGUAAAGUGUAAGUAACAGUUCUAUCUGGAUCCAUAUAUUAUAAAGUAUAUAACGUCUGUUUCCUUGCAAGUUAUAUACACUUUAUUUCCAUGAACGGAACAGUGUUUCUAGAAUGGGCCUUUCCUGCUUUCCUUUGCUACAUUUACCCCCAAAAUCGGAUCUGGAAGGUUGGGGGAUAUAUUGUAUUUUGGGGAGGGGGCUGCAGAUGAAGGGGAGAGCAGUUGGAAAUGGUCGUCUAUCUUAUAUGUACUGAAGAGCAACUUUGGAUCUGGAAGCACAAUGUUAGCCAUGCUUACUCAGAAGUAAGUCCUGUUAAAGUCAGUGAGGCUUACUUCCAAGAAUGUGGGGUUAGGAUUGCAGCUCAAGCCCUUGUCAUUAGAGGGAAAAGACUUGAUCUCAGUCAUAGCUUAUGUUGAAAUCUAAGAAUCAAGAGGAGUCAUGGAUUUUUGCUCCAGAAAAACGGCAUUUGUAAGAUUUUCUGAAAAAAACUACUGGUUUUUUUAUGCCAAGUUUCACCUAAUAUUGUGUGAAGCAUUGCAGAUGACAUGUGAAAAUCUCAGAGAAAUGUUUCUGAACUAAUUAUUUUUAGUUCUCAUGGUGCAUCAUAAAAACAAAGCAGUUGUGCUCCGAAUGAUACUAAAAUAUCAUCCUUAAAGGAUGGUGAGCACUUUGGUUUGAAAGUCACUAAUAGACCAUUCUUUGCUAGACAUGCGACCGAAUCAAACUGUCGGCAAGUGGGACAAAGCGACGUGUGUUCAUCAUUGAAACUAUGGGCGGCUAUUGCGGCUACUUGGCAAAUAUGGGUGCCCUCGCUGCAGGAGCUGAUGCUGCAUACAUCUUUGAAGAGAAAUUUGAUAUUCGAGAGCUCCAGGUAUGCAGAUCCUAUAUUUUACCUAUUGGCUACCUCGGGCUCCAUUGGGAGGAAGGGCAGAAUGUGGACUGAACUCAGUAAGUAAUAAUAUGUAAAUUCAAUGUCUGUGGAGCAGGUAUAUCAACAGAUUUAUCACUGGCUGAUGGCUCAAUGCUGCAUAUGAGAACUCUUCUCUCUUGACUAGAGUUGCAUUAGGAGUGAUAUAAAGUAAUGGGAUUUCUGUCUGGCAGGCCACUUUAAGGAUGUGCACAAAGCAAAGGUUAGCAAAGCAAACCUUUGUGCACAAAGCAAAUUUACAUCACUUGACUCACAGUCAUAAAUGAUGCAUUCUUUUUAGGCCAACGUGGAACAUUUGACUGAAAAGAUGAAAACCAGCAUUCAACGUGGUUUGGUGCUGAGGUAAGCUGACUGCUCACUAAAGUGCACUGUAAAAGGAAGUUAAUUUGUUGUUGGGAUGGUACUUUGGAUGGGGAGAGGAGAAGAAUGGCAAAUGUCACCACUGGAAAGUGCUGUAGUUCACUGACAGAGUGCAGGUUCAAUCCCAGAGUGCAGGAUCUCUGAUGAAAGGAACAACAGAGACCUCUGCCUGAACUCUUGGGAGAGCUCUUGCCAGUUAUAGGAGACCAGACUGGAAUAGCUGGACCAGUAGUCUAGCCUAGUAUAGGAGUAAGCAUGGACCAAUGGUACCAAAUAGUAUGGGAAACAGCCUUACUAGAAAAAUUAACCAAUAAACUAAAACUGACACGGAGACAAAUGGAAGAAGACGCCUUCACCCCAGUAUGGCUCCCUUUUAUCACAUACACAGCCCAACAAGACAACAACAAGAAUCCACCAACAGCAUACGAAUCAAUAUGGCUAACCUGAUUAAAAAACACCCCCCACACACAUGAAAACAAAGAUCACCACAGCAAAUCACAAACAAGUAACCGCACCCUAAGCCAACCCCAAUUCUCCCACCACCAAAGGAACACAAGCAAAUAGUAAAGAGAACCUGCACAAAGGACACUGACACAAAACCCUACACAUACAUUAAGUAAAACAGAAACAUUACCACCUGACCCCACCCCUACCCACCAUGGCCCCCUCUACCUCUUCCCCCUUUUCUUCCCAAUGUAACAGCAAUGUCUCAACAAAUGAAACUGACCUGUAGAAAAUGUAGCUUGAAAAAAGAGACACUGCACAUACUCUUGUAAACCAAAAAAAUCUAUAUAUAUAUAGAGAGAGAGAGAGAGAGAGAGUGUGUGUGUCUAGCCUAGUAUAGACAGAGCCAUCUCCACUUCCCAAGGGGGCACCUUUGAAAAGUUAUGUUGGCUGCCAAGUCAGUUCACCCACCCAUACUUGUUGUGGUUGGCAGUGGCAGUGUAAUAGCCCACCACAAGCAGUGGCAAAGUCCUUGCCAUUUGAGAUUUCACUCAAGAAAUUUUGGAAUGUCAAGCAGCUUCCAGCCACCACACAAACCAAGAAAAGGCCAGACUGGGACUACAAUUAGACCCAAACCAGCUCAGGUGUCAGUGCCAUAUGACAAUACUGAGCCUGAUUAAAGGGCAGUUACAUUUGCUCAGCCAUUAUCUCUCUCCCUGUCCCCACAUUGCAGCUGGACAGCUUUCUUUUUUUAAUGUAGUGUCCUAUUUCAGUUUUGAAGACGAUAAGCUGUAGAGAUUUGUACUGACAAUUCCCUUCAGUCGUAUUUGCACCACUGUUAUCGUUACUUGUUUGAGAGUCAAGUUUAGGGGCAUGAAAUUCCCUCUGGAUUUUGUUUUGCUUGGUUUAGUUCUUUUAAAAAAAGCUCAGGAUGUUUGGGUCUGGUCCGUGCGUGGGUGGAAGACUUGGGUUCCAUAACGAAAGAAAGGCAGGAUAUACAUGUAACUCGAUAAAAUAUAAGCCAACCACACUUAUGCUUGUGUUGUACAGGAAUGAAAAUAGUAGCGAGAAUUACACAACUGACUUCAUUUACCAGCUCUAUUCCGAAGAAGGGAAAGGAGUCUUUGACUGCAGAAAGAACGUACUGGGUCACAUGCAGCAGGUAGGCAUACCUUACAGAUUCUCCAGGAUGAAGCAGGAGGCUUAAAAUGUUAUUCUAGUGCUGCAGUUGUGAGUGCAGGAGCUGGUUUCAUGUUUCCCCCUGGACUGGAAACCUCCCAGGACAAAUGCUGCAGUGCUUAAUUUCUGCAUCCAUCACCUGGGACAAAAUCUGCCAUAGAGGCACAUACAUCUACAUAGCUUGAAAGGGACCUUUUUGCCUACUUCAGUGUUGCAGAUAGUAUUACAUAACAAAUAGCUCCAUUGGCAGAGGUUGUUGUUGUUGUUGUUGUUGUUGUUGUUUAGUCGUUUAGUUAUGUCCGACUCUUCGUGACCCCAUGGACCAGAGCACGCCAGACACUCCUGUCUUCCACUGCCUCCUGGAGUUUGGUCAAACUCAUGCUGGUAGCUUCGAGAACACUGUCCAACCAUCUCAUCCUCUGUCGCCCUCUUCUCCUUGUGCCCUCCAUCUUUCCCAACAUCAGGGUCUUUUCCAGAGAGUCUUCUCUUCUCAUGAGGUGGACAAAGUAUUGGAGUCUCAGCUUCAGGAUCUGUCCUUCCAGUGAGCACUCAGGGCUGAUUUCCUUAAGAAUGGAGAGGUUUGGUCUUCUUGCAGUCCAUGGGACUCUCAAGAGUCUCCUCCAGCACCAUAAUUCAAAAGCAUCAAUUCUUCGGCGAUCAGCCUUCUUUAUGGUCCAGCUCUCACUUCCAUACAUCACUACUGGAAAAACCAUAGCUUUUACUAUAUGGACCUUUGUUGGCAAGGUGAUGUCUCUGCUUUUUAAGAUGCUGAUUGGCAGAGUAAGAGACUCUUAAUCUCAGGGUCGUUGGUUCAAGCCCCACAGUGGGUGAAAGUUGCCUGCCUUUUAGGGGGUUGGAUUGGAUUGGCCUUUGUGGUCCCUUUCAACUCUACAAUUCUCUACUCUUAAGUUUAAUAGCAUUUAACUAGUUUUAAUACUAAUUCAUUGGUAACACCGAGGCAUGAAGAUAUUUGCACUGGGACCGCAGCCAUUGAAUUGAGGUCUUGCAGCUCUGUAUGUCAGUACGAUUUAAAUUAUAACUAUCUGAUGCUGCACAAAGAACUGUAUGUAGAAGCAGUCAUUUGUUUAUGAUGCUGCCUUUGUUCAGUGGAGACCAAGUUCACUGCAGGCGCAGGUAAUCUUCCAACCUGGAUCCCUAGCUGAUGUCCACGACUAUGGGCAUGCGGCCAUGCCUCAAUUUCCGCCUAAGUCUCGUAAUUGCUUUGUAACUCCGAACAGAGUCCUAAAACUUCAACUCACUGUUCACGUACGUGUUGAAUUUCACAGGGUGGCGCUCCUUCGCCAUUUGACAGAAACUUUGGGACAAAAAUUUCAGCGAAAGCUGUACUUUGGCUCUCCAAGAAACUCAAAGAAUGCUAUCGAAGAGGUAAGGAAAUGCUGAUGGCCUUAAAAAAAUAAAAAUUAACUAGUUUAAUGUGUCAGCUGCUAACAUCAAUAGGAAAGUGCCAAACAUGUGAUACUGAGUCUGUGAGGCACACCUGUUUCUUCUCUCGUAUAUUAUCACAUCUGUGAAAAAAGGCUUAGCUGCCCUGUUUUAUUUUUCCUUAGCUUGCUGGAAAUAUUGAAGCCAGGGACCAGUGAAUUGUCUAUUUCCAGUAAUGGCACCUCAUUUGUACAGUGCUCUUCCAGUUUGAAGACUAUAGAGUCUUGAAUCACUGUUGGCCUUUCGAAAGCAAGCUGUGCUUUGAUGUAGUUUUACAGGGGAAAGUAUCUUAUCCUGCUUGCUUACAUUUUUUUUUGACUUAAAAAAAAAUUCAUAGUUUAUAUUGCUUGUAAACUGCUUUGCAGGCCCACUUCAGGGCAGAAAGACGGUAUAAAUUUAUUAAAAUCUAAUAUAGCAAACAUUUACAAGCGGCCAUUAAUAUUUCUUAACCAGUGAGGCCAGCUCCCUUUCUUCAAGGCACGUUGCACUGAGUCAGUGAGACUUUUGAAAAGACAUGUUUAGGACCAAGGUUGUUUGCAUUAUCAAGAAUAUUUGAGGCUGAUAAUUCAGAAAACUUAAUCCACAAUUCUUUAUUUACAGGGGCUAAAGUAUCCAUGCAGGUUAGGUAUACCUCAUGGUAUUCUAUAUAUCAAGCCACAUUCAAGUGCUUGCAACAGAACUAAGUAAAAACCCGUCAGUUACUAAGGAAUCCUUUUACUUAACUGACUUCUAAUUUUCUGAGCAAAACUAAGCCUAGACAAGCUUACUUAGGGGGUAAGAUCCACCAAAUUCUAAUGGUACAUUGUUUGAGUAAACCUGCGUAGGAUAAGGCUUCAGAUUUCUUAGAAUAUUAGGCAAAUUACCAAAGCUUGCCAUGAUUUGGUCAUGGAGAUUGAUAUUUUACUUCAGGGUAGUCAACUUGGUGCUGUCCAGUGUUUUGGACUACAGUUUCCUUCAUUUCUGGCUGGUUAAGCUGAUGGAUAUUAUAAUUCAAAACAUCUGAAAGGCACCAUGUUGGCUAUCACAGCUCUACUUUUUUAUUAUUAUGACCGACUCCUUAAACUGUGCUAAAAUGUGUGAGUAAUCUCAGCAUUCCAACCCCAACUCCCCAAAAAUUAAAAGUUCCUGACAAUGAUUUGUAAAAACAUAGGAAUUCACCGCAUGAGUUACAUAUAUUCUUCCUUUCUUGUUUUGUUUUCUUGGUUGCUGCACGGAUCACAGACGAAGGUAACAUGCUUCAUUCUUUUGCAAUUUUAUCAGGUUUGAGGAACAGUUCCUACUGUAAUGAUGAACAAUUUCUAACAACAAUUAACUAUGGCCAGUGACACCAGUUAUUCAUCCAUUCUCUUUCACUCUAAUUACCGAUUUGAAAACCAUGCCCUCUAACAGUUUCAGUCCCUAUUUUUUGUUGUCGUUCUUCACUGUAAUAUUUCAGUUAACCAAAUUCAAUUAAAAACCCUAUGUGGAAUUCUUUAACAUUUCAUCCCCCCAAGUACACUAUUCCCGUAUGUUACUCUUUUAUAGCUAAAACGAGAAAAUGUAUGUGUUUUUUUUCAAAGGAAGGGUAUUUGCCAACACUGAGGACAGUGUUUGCCUCCUGGGAAUGCGCCGGAGGAACCUUAUUUUCCAGCCUGUGGUUCAACUGAAGGAUGAAACAGACUUUGUGUAAGUAAAGACAGUGCGGGAAAAAACUCCAGCGUCCACACGAAGAUUAGAAUUAAGAAUUGGUAUCUCUUUGGGGACAAACGGUAGACUCUAGUUCAACUUCAGCCUUGAAGUGCCCUCCCCUCCCAAAAAAAACUCCUGGGAUUAUUGAAAGGAGAAUUUCUCUUUUACAAGGACCUGGCAGCGCUGAACCAGACACAAUCUUCUUUCACCCCCUUUUUAAUCUUUCAAUAGCAAAUGCUUCCAAUGUACUGUUGCUGUUGUGGGUGGUGCCCAGCUAUUGGGUAGCAUGGCAGCUGCUGAAUUUUUCAAAAUUCUCUUAAUCCCUGCAUCAUCUCUACUGGGCCUUUUGCCCAGCCAAGCUAGGUGCCAAGUCUGAAGCUUGGAUUUUAAGAGAAGCAACAUGCCCCAGUGGAAGAGCACAAACUUUGCAUGUAACAUUUUGCUUCUGCAGUACUAUUUAGUGGUAUCUGUAAAGACCUCAGCCUGAGCCAUUUAACUGCUUUGGCUACCUGCACUAGACAAGCCAAGAGUCUCACUGAGCCCAUGGUAAUGUUGACAGACUUGAAUUAAACUGCUUGUCUAAGCAGCAAAACCAGCAAAUUAGAAUCUUUGUUUUAAUGGAAGAAGGGAAGUGUAUUUCCAUGAUCUAAUGGCUCUCCUAUUGCAUCGCUUGUGCAACUAGGCAGCUAGUUUAUCUGCUGAGCACAAGUUGACAUGACAGCAUGUCACUAGCACUAACUCUCCAUAUAAAUCAGCUAUUUAUAUGAGCAGAGUGACAAGACCCUAUUUCAGAGUUCCUGUGUCUUGUUUCAAGUUGAUCAGCAUCCUCAGUUGCUGUUUCUCAAAGCCUGCCUAUAGGUUUAAAUGAGUUCUAAAAGCAUUUCCCCUCUUUCUUGCUAAACAGGCACCGAAUUCCCCGUGAACAGUGGUGGCUGAAGUUACGGCCCCUGAUGAAAAUUCUGGCCAAAUACAAGACCAGCUACGAUGUGUCAGAUUCGGGCCAGUUGGAGCAUGUGCUCAGACCAAAACAGGCAGAAGCGUGAGCCGACGAGUCCAUGGUGUCCUACUGUUAAAAAGUUGCAAUAGCUCUCCAUUGUGUGUCAACGAUGCUUUAGAAUACUUGUUGCAGCUUCGUUUUGUAACAUCUAAGUUAUUGUACCAGCACUUUAUGUGGAAAAACAAAAAGCCGCCAUCACAGACACUCUCUACCUGGUAUUGUCCUAGGCUUCUUAAAAAGACACCACACAAAACACCCUAGAGCCUAACUUAACAACAAAAAACCCAACUUACCAAUGUGUUCCUUACCAAUAACCUGUGCAAAAACGGUUCUAUGCACUCUGUGUGAUGCUAUUCAUCUCUUGCACUUUUACCAGAUAGUGUUUACACUUAAAGAGUAUGUUACAGAGGCUUAGUUUUGUGGCAAACUAAAAAGGAAACUUAUAUAUGUCCCCCAACAGAAUAAAAUACUAUAUUAAAAGUAA
Molecule: messenger RNA, 58420 nt
Organism: Podarcis lilfordi (Lilford's wall lizard)
Lineage: Eukaryota; Metazoa; Chordata; Lepidosauria; Squamata; Lacertidae
Source: the annotation of a GenBank genome assembly